CCACACUCUGGCAAACACCCCCUUCCUCAUUUCUCUUUUUUUUCUAUAUAUUUCCCCUGCCUCUAUAUUCUCUCCUUUCUGAAAUAUCCCCUCCCUGUCUCUGCCUCAGUCCUCCUCUUACUCACCCUCCCUAUCGCUUUCUCUCCUCCUCUCCCUGCUUCCCAUACACACACACUCAGUCCUGGAUAUGUCUGAGGAAUGAGUGCAGGGUGAUUGGGGGGGGAAUCAGUGUAUUUGGUGGGGGGUCACACCAAUGGUUCAACAGAACAGAAUGGCAAGGACUCCUUCCAGCUCCACACAGGAGAUCCAAAUGGAUGUUUUGGAAGGGCACAGUCUGCAGGUGAGAGACACUUCUAGUAACAGUACAUAUAAUGCUUGUGUGUUCUUUUAUAGAAUCCUGCUAUAUCCCUGUAUAGGGUGACAUGGGAAAACAGCCAGUGUAAAUGGAUGAAUGGAUGGAUAGAUAGAAAGAAAAAUAAAUAAUUGUGAUUAUAUAGAAUGGAAGGCAGCUAUAAAGGAAAAGGAAUGUAGUAGAGAAGAGAGAUGCAGACUGGGGUAUAGAGAGAGACAGCUGGUAUAAGUGAGCAGGUAAACACAGGGAGGUAUGGGGGAUGGGAGAGUAGCAGGAUCUUAGCCCUCUAGGAGUGAUAGGGUUAAUUCAGAAGCACUGUAAAAGUCUGCAGCAAAAAAACAGUCCUGGGGACAGUUUAAAGGGACCACCGUGGGUGGGGAAAAUCUGUGUGCUAAAAAUAUCUGAUAUGCCACUAUUUCCAUUGUGCCUGGUAUAAAUAGAGGAGAAAUACAGUAAGUUGCAAGAAGAGAUAAUACUAAUAUGAGGCGUUAUAAGAUAAAGCAAUAAGGAUCAUUUACAGAUUUUGAAUAGCAACUGGAUGAAUAAUUGUGACGAGAAUAUAUAGAGAGCAACGGAAACAUUUUUUUGGGAGUGCUUCUGGCCAACCCUUCCUUGGCACUCGAGCUGUAAAUUUCCCAUGAUCCUCAGGCAGCUGUUCAACAUUGGGAAUGUAGUCCACAACAGCUCGAGAGCCAACAAUUUGUCGUCACUUUGUUAUGGGAACCAAUCGGAGUUGUUAUACGGAAUGGCCAUAGAACAAUAGGAGGAGUUAAGACAAAUUACCUGUGCCAUCAUUAGAUUUGUAAGCAGCACUGCCAUGGAAGGAAUGGGCCUAUCAUUUUAAAGACUUACAACGUUAUUCCCUAAAGUGCGAAUUUAUGGUAUUAAGCCAAAAUAGCCAUUUACGAAACAAAUCUCCCAUGUCACUCGUGAUUCCAGUUCAACUAUUUUAGCCAAAAUGUUGAUAUUCACUUUGAAAUCCCGUGAAUUCACACGUUAGUGAGAACCAUGUAAAAGGGAAGAAAACAAAAACAUGUAAAGGGGGUUAUAAAAGUAGACAGUAAAAGAACAUUUUAUUAGUUUCCAUGGUAAUUAUUCCACUUUUAGAACUUGGCCUGUAACUGUCUUUUAUGUUAAACCCCCAAAUGUGGGUAAUAGCCAGUUGGAAAAGAAACGCCCCAUCCCAGUUUCUACUCAGAGCUGUAUUUGGUCAACCUGUGGUCCCAAUAGGAGCCUGACAGGAUGUGGCAUAUCUGUAAGUAAAUAAAGGUUACAGAAAUUGUGACAUAUUAUAAGGAGGACAAAGAACACCUACAGGAUGUGUUAAAUGGACCCAAGAGGAGAAGUAAUUGAAAUGGUUUAUACAGAGCAGUAGAAAAAUUAAUUGGAGCCGUGAAAGGACUUUUGAGGGACAUAUUUAAAAUUAGGACCCUAGCUAGUGGAGGCAUUGUUCACCAUGAACUUGGCUAUAGUAAAUUGUGGAAGUCACUUCUCACAUUGGUACCCCUUACCAUAUACUGUGGGUUGCUUACCCUACCAAUAUUGGGGAGGCCAAAAGGAGUGGUGACAAUGGGCAUGUGCAGCUGUGAAAUUGGCUAGCCUGCCAGAAAUUGAAUAUUUCAGCCUGUGUUCCCAGUUGUACUAAGGGCAAAACAAGGCAAGUAUAAGAACAGUGCUGCUUCCCCAGGAUAUAUUUACUAAACAGUUGAAUAAAGAAACACAUGUCUUCAAGUCAUAAGUGCAGUAUCCCAAGUUAUCCCACUCAGAGAAGACCAUGUUUAUACCUGAAGCACACUGAUCUGAGAAUGGGCUUAAUGCCCGGACAGCACUUUGUGAAACUCAAGUGUGUCUAAUGAUGUACUCACGCUGCUCUGAUUGGAAACAGCAGUGGGGUUCUAACCCAAUGAUGUUAGGAGCGGUCCGGCCCAGGUGGCAGGUAGGGUGCACAGAGAACCCCCUCUCACCAGAGCAGGCACCUGCCUACUAGCAACAAUACCACGUGACAAGUAGCUGCUUUGCUGGUUUAGAGCUUGAGUAGAGUAUGGAGCAGGCCGCUCAGCGGGCGCCAUGGUAGUUGCUGGGAUCAGUCUAUGCACUUGCUGUACAGAUCCUGUACUAAUGCCGUGAGCCAGGAUGGAACAUCACCCCAGCCUUGGCAUCAGUACAGAACUGCAGGAGCUUUGCAAUCAGUGUACAGACUGAUCCCAGCAGUGUGAGUAUGAAUGUAUGUAAAUAUAGUUCCUUGACAAAAGGAUGUGGGGGGGAUCAAGAUACAUUUCUGGUCUGGGUGCCAGACAACCGACGUACGCCCUUGGGAGACAUUUCCAUGGUGCCUCUUGAUGCUAGAGAGCAGGAAACAAGCUCAUUAUAGGAGCACAGGAACCUGAAUUCAUGAUGAUAACACCAAACCUGGGACAAAUGGGAGAAAUAGGGUUGGCAACUUCUGGUCUUGGCGGCAAGUACAAGCAAAUUGCCUUUUUUCCCACUAUAAACAAACAGAUUCUAUAUUAAGGUGGGCCAGUCUAGGGUUGUAUAGCAUUGAGUUCAAGGUCUCAAGAAAAUUAGAAGCUCACGCAGUAAUAGGCUAGUAAAGGCCCUGCACAAUUCCUGCCUGCUUUCUUACUAUUGUAGGACCCUGCUUGUUAUGUCCGUGGCUUGGGGGGGCGGGGGGGGGGCUAAACAUGUCUUAAAUAUCUUAACCAUGGUGACCAAGUGUUACACAGUACUUCAUUCAGCUAGACCCUGUCAUCUGCAUCCAAUUUUAAAACCAAAAUACUCAGUACAACAGAAUAUGGUAUCGGAUGUCAAUAUUUUGACAAUCCGUCAGGAUUUCAGAGGAAGUAAAUGAGAAAUUAUAGUUUUUGUCAUGUAAUAUUGAGAUAUUGAGAUAAGAUGUAGCUUAUCGAGAGCAAUUACCAUAAUUACUAUAAAAAUGCAUGUCUGACCAGAUAUAUAUUAGAUUUCUUCCUAAAUGUGUUAAUUCACUGUUAUUUGCCACAUUCUUUUUAAUUUUCAGGCCAAAUAUGCAAAGAGAAAGAGUCGUUUUAAACGUUCAGAUGGCAGCACAAGCUCGGACACUACCUCUAACAGCUUUGUGAGACAGGUAGGUCAUACUCGGCACUGUUUUACACUUUGGCCUGGUGUGUGAAGCAGAACAGACAGGCAGGCAGGCAUCGCUAGGCCCCAGCCCUGGUUUCUAUGACAACCAGCAUCAGGGAAGAGAUGCUCCUACGUCAAGAGAUGGAAAUGACAAACUCUAAUUAACUGGAAGAGAGGGAGAGAGUAGAGAUGGUGAAGAAGAAUAGAAAGGCAGAAAAUGACAAAAACAAUGCAAACAGAAAAAAAUAUUAUUUUGCAGCAGAGUGAUAAGAAAUGAGAACAUUUAAGAGUAAUAUAAGCUUUGUCCUGCAUACUGUUGUAUACAUACUUGCACUAUAUGUGUAGCAGUGUGUGUUUGCUUGUUGAGUCUGCCUGUAAUGUAUGCAAUGGUAAAGCAUUAUUAUUUUUUAAUUUCCAUUUGCCACACAAGUGGUUGUAGUGUAUUGUCACACUGUUUUAUCCUGAGCUGCAUUUGCUCCCUGUGUGCACUAUAUUUUGGUUUUGGAAUUGUGUAACAGUGAGAACUGCACUGCAGUACCCAGUGUUCUGUUUUUUCACUGUAUAAAUCAUUGUGUUGUAACACACGUUUUCAAUUGUCAUUACUUGUGUACAUGCUAUGGUAUAAUAAUGCGUGGGUGGGUGCUUACUCCUGGGGUCUUGUUCUGUUUAUUUAUCUGUGCUUGUGUAUUUCGAGGAUAAAUAGUGUAAUAUACACCAUUUCACAUUUACUGCGACUCUCAUGAUUCUGAGCCUGGAUCAUAGCUUGCUGUAAGACCAUCUGCAUAGCAGCCGCAGUCAACAGACACAGGCUUUCAGGAGGCUGGAUAUCGGUGGUUUGGGGGCAGAUGUCCUGGUUUGAGGGCUGGAAAAGAAUUGUUAAAUAAAUCAAUAAAGUAAAUUGCAGUGGUGGCUGCUUAAUUGGUAAAGAGGUGGAGUCCAGGACAAGUUUUGGGCUCGUAACCAUCUGCUCCCUGUGUCGCUUGUACAAUACUUGUUACUGUAUAUUAUGUACCUAUUGUUGCAAAGUGUGUUAAAGGAAAACUUCAACCUUCCAACCUCUGAUCUCUAAUUAUUUUUUUUGGGGUGCCCCAGGUAGACGUUAUCAUACUAACUCCUCCCCUUUACAGAUGUCCAGACAUGCAUGUUUCUAUGGCAUUGACUCCAUCUCUGCAUUACAGGCUGUAGUGGGUGAUUGUGGCAAUAGUAGGGGACUUGGUCAGUAGUGUGGGAUUAGGUGCUGUAGUGUGGGUUUUGUGCUGUAGUGGGAGAUAGGGGCUAUAGUGGGGGAUCGGAGGUGUAGUGGGAAAUAGGAGCUUUCGUGGGGUAUAAAGGCUGUAGUGGGAGUUAUGGGCUGAAGUGGUGAAUUAGUAGAUGUUUUGUUGGUUUGGGGUAGUAGUAGUGGGGUAUAAAGGCAGUAAAGAGGAGUUAGUGAGGCGUAAGAGCUAAAGUGGGGUUAGAAGAUGUAAUGGAGGAAGGGAAAAUACAGUAGUGGGGGGUUGGGGGAUUUAGUGGGGGUUAGGGGUGUACUGUGGGACAAGAGGCAGUAGUAGGGUGGUUAUGGAAUGUUGUGGGAGUUCAAGGGUGUCUUGAGGGGAAGAUAAGUGACUUAAAUAAAGCACUCUCAAUGACUGGCGCUUGCUUGGCAGAGGCUCAGCCCAGCCUCAACUCAUGUUCAUAGCUGUGUUGUGUGUGAAUCAGGGAUAUAACAUGUGUUAUGUCCUGCCCUCCCCCCUCCCCAUGCUGCUUGGCCACGCUACAGUAAGGAGAAGAGCAGAGACAGUGGCAUGCUGGGUUUAUUAUUUGCCCCGAGCUCCCUGGAAAGGCACAGAACUCAUAAUAAUAAAUGACAUAGAUUAGAAGUUAUUCUGGACCCAUUCGGAGCUUUAACUCGGGUCAGCUCCCAUUGUGGACACACCUGGCGCCACCCUUUCUGCCUUGGCGCCUGGGUGCGGUGCACCUUGUGCACUCGCCCAAGAUCAGCCCAGCAGUGUUUGAAAAGUAGAAUAGCAGUGAAGUCUCAUUUAUUUUGUUUUGGUUUUGUAUGUCUGCAUAGUCUAAAUCAUUAUAGUAACAUGGAGUGUGUUUAUAUGUCACCCUUUGUUCUGUACUUUCUCUGCUUCAGCUGGUCAUAUCAAUAUAUGAAUGGCUUACGUCAGAGAUCAAUCUUGGCACUCUGUUACGCGUGUUGUAACUGAUUGGUCCUCAGGGUUGUAAUAUGAUGCUGCAUGCUUUGCUUUUCACUCAGGCUUGCCACACACGGUCAAUAAUACUCUGCUUUUUCAUAAGCCCAGAAUUGUGUUUAUUGAAACGUUAGAAUGAAGCACUAGACAGUGUUCUGUUGAUGUGUGCAUAAAUGACAGUGAUUUAUAUGGCAGCAGCACUGUAAAAUAGGUAAACAAGACACAAACAAAACAUUUCAUUCUAACAAAAAAUGUAGCACAUACGGGAACAGUAGUUAAAGAGGGCCCUGCCCUAAUGAGCUUACAAUCUAAAGACUCAGUUCCAUGCUAUUAAGUGCGCUAUUGCUCUCAAUGACUAUUUAGCGAUUUUGAGGUAAAGGGCCCCACUGCAUCAUCCAUUAUCCAUCAGUGUUUUUGCGUCAUCAUAUUCCAGUUUUGGACGGCCAUACUGCAGUGUCAUUAAAGCAAGUACUCUAGUGAAUAUUAAAACUGGCAAAUUUCAAUGGAUUUGUUGAAUUUUUUGACUGUUCGUACAAAUGCUUUGUACUUAGGGUUCUGUGAGAAUCAAAGUUUUACCACUGACAAGGACUAGCUGAUUAAUUUAUUUUUUUCCCCGGAAUUGUUCUUUUUUUCAAAAUGUCUACUUAGGUUCAUAUCUACUUUCAUGCAUGUGUUAUAUGCGUUUACAUUUAAAGGUACAGUACAGAUUGUUGGAAAUAAGUCAGUAGAGAAGUAUUUAAGUGUAGAAAAUACACCUCAUGAUUUUUAAAUGGUUUCAUAAGAUUAUUGUUAAGAGGGGGAGAAGGAUGUGCCCUAAUGUCUUUGUAUGAGAAAGUAAAUAAUAAAUCUGUGGACAUUUAAAAAAAAAAAAAAAAAUGUAAAUCUACUUGUUCAAGACUAAAGUGGCUUCCCAAUCUACUUGUCCUGACACAAAUUGAUUUAAAAUUAGAAAGUUUCGGGGCCCUGCUUAGACAUGGGCAUUGGCAGGGUUAUUCACUAAACUCUGAAUGAAAAAAACAAAGGCAGAAAAGGCUGAUCUGGAAAAAAUCUAAAAUUUAGCAAUAGUCACAACUGGCUAUCCUCAUCAGCCUAUUGUUACUCUAACAUUUUAUAAUGCUCUCAUAUAUUGUUAAAUUUCCCAAAUUUCAUAAUAUUUUAAAGUGCUGAAGAAUACGUUGGCGCUGUAUAAAUGCCAAUAAUAAUAAUAAUAAUAAUUUUGACUUGGUUUUGCCUUUUGGAUUUAUUUAGAAAAAAAUUGUAAUUUAGUGCCUCGUCCUCUGUCAACGACCAUGGGAUAUGGUGGCUAGGUGUAAUGAGUUUGUAGAGAUUGUUGACUACGUGUAAUGUGUGUGUGCUGGUUGUAUAUAAUGUGUGUGUAUAUAUAUGCUGCUCUAUGUAAUGAGUGUGGUGUGUGCUCGCUAUUUGCAAUCUGGGUGAUGUGUCCUGGCUGUACGUAAUGUGUGUGCUGUGUGCUGGCUCCCAUGUAAUGUUUGUGUGGUGUGUGCUGGCUGUAUGUCAGCCUGUUCAGCAUUGGCCCCCGCAUCUGGUUCAUACAUUGCAAGAUAAAACUUACAAGGAAAGGUUAAAGGAACUUAACAUGUAUAACUUGGAGGAAAGGCGAGACAGGGGGGAUAUGAUAGAAACACUUAAAUACAUAAAGGGAAUCAACACAGUAAAGGAGGAGACUAUAUUUAAAAGAAGAAAAACUACCACACCAAGAGGACAUAGUCCUAAAUUAGAGGGGCAAAGGUUUAAAAAUAAUAUCAGGAAGUAUUACUUUACUGAGAGGGUAGUGGAUGCAUGGCAUAGCCUUCCAGCUGAAGUGGUAGAGGUUAACACAGUGAAGGAGUUAAAGCAUGUGUGGGAUAGGCAUAAGGCUAUCCUAGAUAUAAGAAAAGGUCAGGGACUAAUUAAAGUAUUAGAAAAUUGGGCAUACUAGAUGGGCUGAAUGGUUCUUAUCUGCCGUCACAUUCUAUGUUUUUUUGCGGAAUGGAAGCUUUAAUCUUCCUGCUCUGUUCCCUCACACGCAGGAAGCCAGGAAUAUGAUGUCCCUCCCCGGCAUCACUAAACAGAACAUGAAGAUUACAGUUUCACAGUAGCUCUACUGGACCCCAGGGAAAGUAUCCACUCAAGCUCUCCCAAAGAUUGGGAGGCUGAGUGGACCUAAAUUAGAAAAAAAAAAAUAAUAAUAAUGAUAAUGUGAGAGAAUGUGUCUGUCUGUCAGGGAGUGUGUAUGGCAUUCUGUCAGUGUGUGUGUCUAUCAGUGAGUGAAUGUGUGCCUGUCAGUGAAUGUGUGUGUCUGUCUGAGUGUGUCUGUCUUUCUGUCUGUCAUUGAGUGUGUGUGUGUGUGUCUGUCAGUGAGUUUUUAUGUUUAGUUUACUGGCCCCUCUCCAAGCACAUGGGAAAGGUUUUUACUCACCUUUUUUCACACACUGUGCCAGUCGCGCCUCCAUAUCUUAAAUAAUCAAUCUUGAUGUUCUCAGCAAAUCCAAUGCUUUCACAUAUAAAAGCAUUAGGAGGCUAUUGUACAUGCUCGGCAAAACACUGCACCAAUCAGCAUCUCCUAAUAGAGAUGCAUUAAAUCAAUGCAUCUCUAUGGGAAACGUUCAGCUUCUCCAUGCUGAGUGUGGAGACUGCAGUAGGAAGCACCUGCAGUAGCCAUAUGCCACUGGACUGCCACUAGAGGUGUUACUAGACAGCAAUGUAAACACUACCUUUUCUCUGCAAUUGAACUUUCUGCACUGAAAAUGCUUUAGAGAUUGUGAGAACAGUCUUUUUGAUGCUUUUCUGACUGUUCUGUGACCAGGUCCAUAGUCUGUAGGUAGGAGGCUGGUCUCCAGUAAUGUAGGCUCCAUCACAUUUCUCCCCUCCCAACAGUAGACUAUCCAAGUACCAGACUUUCAAUCGGUUUGUGCCUGAGUUAGUCUGAAAACAAGUCCAAAAAAGUCUGUCCAGUCUGACAGUCCCUAGAAUGCAGCUCCCCAACACAGAUCCACUCAUGGCCAUCACAGUUCCCCCUUCCCAGUGACAAAGGUGCCAUCAGGCACUCAUUGAGUCCUCUCCAGACAGGGCCCCGGGAAAUCUGAGCCCCAAAACCUUGUUUCCCAACAGAACUUCCACAUUCAGCCCAUCCCCAAAUAGCUAAUUUCCUCAGCUACUCAUUGUCCAAAGAGUGACCUGAUUCCACAUACCGUGUACAACAGGCUAGGACUUCCAUCUGUUCUUUACCAGGGUGCUACCGCAACCGGGUGGCCGGUAUCCUGUGCACUCGGGUAGGCUGCAUCUGCUGGGGAAGGGGGGGGGGUGAAGACUUCAGGGAUGGUGAGAAAAAUCUUUGUGUUGCUUUUCAGGGUGUUCUGUGAGAGUGGGCUGGCUUCCAAGCAUCUCCACGAGCCCUAGUAACAGGGGCUUCGGUCACAUGCCACUAUUGUACACAUUAUACACUUUUUAUACUGUGUAUAAAAUGGUUGCUCCACCUUCAUGCACUGGUGACUUUUUUCUGUCUCUUUUCUUGUAUGAUACCACAUUUAUCUACCUGGCCCUUGUUCCUGUUUGAUUAAAUUCACAAAAUAAGGCAAAUGAUUACUACAACUUGGGGGGGAAAAGACACAUUUGCAAUGCAAAGGAUUUUCCUUUGAUAACCACCAUAAUCAUGAUAACCACUACAGCCCACCAUAGUUACGAUGGUACUGUUAGUAAUAGGGCAAACUGUUUUAAAGUGGUGUUCUCUCUUACCUUGCCCUGCCAGGCACCAUACCUCCUCUGUAGGCAGGUUUACUACAGGUUGCCAAUCUGACCAGUCAUUCAUUAGCUGAGAGUGUCAGUUGAUUGUUCUCAGCCAACGAAUGAGCGUCUGUGCAUAGAAAUGGGCCCCAAAUUUAUAUUAGCCAGCCUGGAACUCUUGUUCUGGGCUGACUGGGGGCCCCGUGACGCUGCCAGAGGUGGAGUUGGUGAAACCUAAGCCCCUUCAGAUGGUUUGAAAUAAAACCAGCGGGCAGCUUCUGACCACCCCUAUAUUCCAAAGAUAGUUUGUAAUUACCACAACUACCCUAAGAUUGCGGACAUGACUUUUUCACUGGGCCUGUCUGACAAUGAAUGCCAGUGCUGCUGGACAAACUAUAUUGGCUUUUUAAAGCCUUAGGGAGGAAGGCAUAUCAUCCAAAAUCAGUUUCUAUGGCUAGGAGAUAGGAGUAGCUUUUGAGCAAAUGCUAAAUUGGCGUAGACUACGCUAAGCUGCCCAUUGCUCACAAGCUACUAGGAUCUUCUUUACAGAGGUUCCAGUACCAUACUUACUUUUUUUCUCGAGGUACUUAGAAUCUAUUCUUACUCCAUAGUUACUAAAGGUAUGUAUAACUCUGAUCUGCACUAAGUAGUGGGAAACAGCUAAAAAUAGCUGUUAGUUCAGGAUUGAUCUCUCAAUUCUCAGAUGUUCGUCAAUACCUUUCUUAUAGGAAAUUUUGCUUACUUGCAAAGCUACUUUCAAAUUCUUUACCUAUUACCAGGGGUAUUGCAUCAAAGCAUCCAUUUUGUAUUUUAUGCUAUUGGGUGCUUUUUUUGUCUUUACUAUGUAAUACAACUUUUGCUUUAAAAAGGGGUUUUGGUAUAUACAUCGUGUCCCUGCAAUCUUACUGGUCAAUUCUCUGCCAUUUAGGAGUUUAAUCACUUGGUUUUUGCAGCCCUAGCCACACCCUCCCUUCAUGCGACUUGAACAGCCUUAUUCAACACUUCCUGUAAAGAGAGAUCUAAUUUUUAAACUUCCUUUAUUGCACAUUCGGUUUAAUUUAGAAUUUCGUAUCCCCUGCUCUGGUAAUAGUCUGCUGAACCUGCAGGGCCUCCUGUGUGUGAUUAAAGUUACAUUUACUGAGAAGGAGAUAAAAAAAAAACUUAAUGUCUGAUUGAAAUUAAAACAAUUUAUUUCAUGGAGUCUGUGCUAGACACAACCAGCAGAAAUAUGGCUAGGGCAAGUUAACUGUGAUUCCCUAAGCUUUUUCCCUUUCUCCAGAGUUCUCAUGUUCUCUGUUUGUGCUGCCAUGCAUUUGCUUGGGCUCUCCCUAAGGAUAAUCCAAAACCCCAUGAUCUAUUUCCUAGAGUGGUAUCAGCUACACCUCAUUGAGGAGGACCAAAGAAGGCCAAAACGAUUGUCCGGGUUUGCUGUAUCUCUCGUGCAUAGAGAAAUUGCCGCCAUUGAGGUUCUCGACUGCCUUUAUUUGUAGGAUCAGUCUGAUAAGUAAGUGGUAUAGAUUCUCUUUAAAAUGGCACAAGUGAUCAAGAACUGUUUUUAGACCUGUGCGGGAAAUAACUGAAGGGCAAGCUAAUGAGAUUCUCUAAGCCUUUGCCCAUUCUCAGAGUUCUCGUUUUCUCUGUUUUUGUUCCAAGGUAUGGCUAAGGCUGAUUAACCAAAAACAAAAGUGGUUUAAAUUCUAAAUGGCAGAGAAUGGCACGAUCUGUAUACUAAAACUGCUUCAUUAAGCUAAAGUUAUUCUGAUGCCUAUAGUAUGCCUUUAAAGUUGUAAUUCUCUUUGAAUUCUCAUUUUAGUGAAUAGUCCUGAUAAUGUGAUGGGAAAUGAUAAACUUUGAUGUCAUAUAUGCUCACAUUUUCUUGAGACCGCACUCUCUCACAUGAUCUCUCCAACACACACACUCUCACGUGUAGUCUCAUAGGCUGCCUCACAUGUACACAAACUCGCACACUGGUGUAUUAUUAUUAUUUAUAAAGCGUCAACAAGUUCCAUAUCGCUGUAAAAUGGGUGGACUAACAGACAAAUAUUUCUAACGGGACGAGUUGGACACACAGGAACAGAGGGGGGCCCUGCUCAAUGAACUUACAUGCUAGAGGGAGUGGGAUAAUGUGACACAAAAGGUAAGGGUAAGGUAGAAAAGUAGGUUGCUAGGAUAGGAGAGACAUCAGGGUUCGGGGAGGGAAAGCUGUUCACAGUUUAAUUGACAUGCUUUCCUAAAAAAGUACGUUUUCAAAGAUUCUUUGAAGGAGUGGAGAUUGGGUGGAAGUCUAAAAGAGAGGGGGAAGGGCGUUCCAUAGGAUUGGUGCAGCCCUAGAGAAGUCUUUAAGGUGAGCGUCAGUGGUAGGAGUACGAACAGAGGUUAGACGUAGGUCUCCGGCAAAGCGUAGGGGCCUAGAUGGGACAUAUUCAUGUAAUGGUGAGGAUAAGUAGGUCGGAGCAGCAUUGUGUAGAGAUUUAUAGGCAAGUAUCAGGAUCUUAAAUUGAGUCCUAUAUCUUACGGGAAGUCGGUGUAGGGACUGACAAAGUGGGGAGGCGUGGGAGGUGCGGGCGGACAGGAAGAUGAGCCUCGCCGCCGUAUUCAUUAUACACUGUAACGGGGCAAGUUGUGAACACGUAAGACCACUGAGAAGCGGAUUACAGUAGUCAAGGCGAGAGAGGACAGCGACAUGGACAAGCACCUUUGCCGUAUCAAGUGUUAAAUAGGGUUGGAUGUGCGCAAUAUUUUUGAGAUGGAAGCAGCAGGAUUUGGCGAUUGAUUGGACAUGAGAGGUGAAGGAGAGGUCAGAGUCAAAGAGAACACUUAGAGAUAGAGUUGAUGGUAGCACCAUUGACUUGGAAGGACACAGACAAGGGAGUAGCAACACUUGAGGGAGGAAAGACCAGAAGUUCUGUUUUGGACAGGUUCAAUUUAAGGAAAUGAGCAGCCAUCCAGUUGGAAAUAGCAAAGAGGCAAUCAGAGACACAAGUCAAGAGGGGUGCUGAGCAUUUUUAUUGCCAUGGCUCAUCUUUAAAGCAACAGAGUUUGGGUGACAUUGGAUAUAUCUGUAAAAAUGUGACAGUCCAUGAAAAAGUGGGAGAAAAUCUGAAGGUGUGUGUUGUAGUCUGUUGUGAUGAGGUAUGGACCAGAUGUAUAAUUUUCCUGAUUCAAUUCCAUUGUGCUAUGUAGUAUUUGCUCAUGGCAUAACACGAAAACAGUCCCUCUCAGCCAGCUCCAAGUCAGAUCUAUCAAAGUGACAGAGGAAAUCAGAAAACAAUAGAUCUUGAGUGAAGAGGGUAAAAGCCCUUGAAGGGUAAAGGUAUGGAGCACUAAUAAUCUCAGGACACGAUUAGUAGGUUUAUGCUACCACUUAACAGGUACAUUACUAAAACAGGCAUAGGACAGGAUAAUGGAUGCAUUGCCCCAUAAUUUAUGUUUACAAGAGAGCUCUAUUUACAUUGCAUUUCAUGACUGGUGGAAUAACUUUCAGAGGUCCCUGUUUUUACUGCUACAAGCCACUGGCAUUGCUUUCUAGCAGUCUGGCACAGUGUGAGCUGAAAAUAGCCGGACACACUGGUAUAUGAUCCGAGAAAGAGAAAAAAGGUCCGGGCACUCCAAAGCUCAAUAAGGCAAAUUUAUUGGAACGAAGAAAAAAACAUUUCGACCGUACAAUGCUGUUUUCUGUUCCAAUAAAUUUGCCUUAUUUGCUUUGGAGUGCCCAACCUUUUUUCUCUUUCUUGGAUGAAAUAUUGUGUGGGGUUUGUGCUAGCUCCUGGUUAGGUUGCACCUAAGUAUUUUGCUCUCUCGAAUGUGCAGUUCCUUCACUUUUAUUGGUCUAUCUAUACUCUGGUAUAUGAUGACAUAUCCUGGUGUGGUUUUCUUUAUUAAGACUUCACUUACAGCUUUGCGCCACUAGAGGGCAGUGAAGCACAGACUUCCGAUCCUUCAUAUUUACUAUACGGAAGGGGUUUUUGGGGGCACCCAUUUCAACACAGGUUGGAGAUUUAAUAAAGCGAGUGAAUUGCCAUGUGUGUGAUUUGAUAGGGUUAUAUUUAUUAGAGGUUUGUUUCCUGGUGUCUGUGUUUUAGGACUAUUUUUUUUUUGGCAAUGUGUAACGAUUAGAUAUUUGUAGUGUGAUAUAUAAAAAUUAUGUUAAUCACAAACUUUGGGGUCGGUUUCUUGUGAUUCCCAGGUAGCCAACAGUCUGAACAACUAUUUUGGGAGCAGCCGUAGCCCUCCACUUUUUGUGAAGUAUGGCUCCCAUGAUGCUCAGCUAAGCUUAAACAUUUGGAGUAGUGUCACUGAAUUUCAUUUGCUGUGAAUUGUGGCUCAGAUUACACUCAGCCAGCCAAUAGACUGCAUAAGGAAUAAGGAAGAAUAUGGCUCUCCAAUGGCUUGUUACUUCAACAGGAUGUGAUGUCAUAGUCAGGAACAGGUGCUACAGAUAUCACGGCUGUGCAUGUUAGGAGCAGGUGGCUCUCUAGUUUGUGUGUAGUAUGGUCACCAUGAGGCUCAACCAUCCACAAUUAAGAGCUAGGUGACCGCAGCAAUAACACUUUAGUAGCUUUAGAGUGCUCAGCUAACCUUUUUGGUUGCCUUAGUCUCAUUGCAUCUCUUCUCCACAUUAUGUAAAGUACCAGAGAUUAGUCAUCACUGGCCCAAAACGAAAAUGAAUCCUCCCCCCACUCACUUUCCUUUUUAGCAACCAUUCAUGUUAUGGGCCCGGAAUAGCUUUCCUGUUGGAAUGCUGGAACUUAGCCUAUGUUAUGACACAUAGAUUUUAACAUGUCUUCCUAGUACUGUGAUUAGUUUUGGCAUGCUUUUCAUUCUUUUUAUGAUUCAUAUUAUGCAGUAACUAGACUUGGAGAUUCGUUUUGGUCCAAACUGCAAUUUGUGAGGAUUUGGGCAGAUUGGGUGAUAAGUAAAAUUCACGAACUACGAGCUAAAAUAUAUCGGACCAACCGAGAAGCGCAAUGGCCGAGUAUGUUCGUUUUGAUUUGUAAUGCAGAAUUCUGUCCAUGGCACCAAAAAAAAUAAUAAAAAAAAUAGGGAAGGUUAAUAAUUGUUGACUUUAUUCACAUAUUAAUUGAAAAGCGAGCAAUAGAGGAGCACUAUAUUGAUAUAUACAUAUAGAUUUCUUUUUUAAUUUAUUUUAUUACUGCUCCUUCAGUUUUUCUCUCAAUUGGUUACAUUUUCUUACUUUAUCUCUGAACUAAAUGGCGUGAAAAUGCUCCUAUCAGUGCAAUGCAACAUAUACAUGUACCAUUCUCAUUACAUAUGUAUUUUGCAGUACACUGAUUGGCCCAUUUAUGUGCCAUUUUGGUUCGUCUAAAUUAAUUUCCUGGAUUUUGUUUUCCGGUACUGAAAUUUUGGUGAGGCGAACCGACAUAUGGUCCCCCAAAAAUUCCUAUUUUGGAGGGAAAUGGUUUGGCCAAACUGAAUCUUCUCGCCAUGCCUAAAAAUAACCGAGCGGUCCUUGCAGCAUUGUUAGAUAAUGAAAUAGGAAGCGUAUUUGUCUAAUAGAGCAAAGCAAAUCUGUCCAUGGUGUAAGUGUUCCUCUAUCACUCUACUCUCCGCUGUGGCACUGAAAGUGUUCAUUUUGCCAUGCAACGCAUAUUUUAGUUCACAGACCUUUUUAGUUGCAUGAGAAUCAUAGGAUUUACCCUUGAAAAUAAUACUGUUUCCUGUUUAACGCCAACUAAUACAUUGAUAUUGGCUGUACAUGGUUGUAUGCUUUUUAUUAGUGUUUUUAGUUUUAUAUGUGGCAUGUUUAAAACUGGUGCUGUUGAUGAGUUAGUAAUUAGCUAGUUAAUAGAAACCUUUUUAUAUAUUAUUUUUUUUUUGCCUGUUUUUAAUUACUGAAUUUCUUUUUAGAGAGCUACCGUUUCCCAGAGAGUCUAGUAUGUUUAAUUUUUAUUAAAAUAGUUUCAUUUUGUGUGUGAAGAAAUGGUUAUAGUUUAAAAGGUUCCUUGCUAUGUAGUUCCCUUUGAUGUCAAGGGGACGCACAGCUUUUUAGGGUUAGUGCAUUUUUACCUCUUAUGUACAGACAAAAUUUACAUUGUUUAACAGCUUUUGGCUCUUCCAUGUGGAAAUUAGCCUACAAGUCAACUGCUGUCAUGUGUGAUCAAAAUCCUGAACUGUACUUGCAGCAAUGAUUGCGCGUGUUACUAACUUAAAGGAUCACUAUAGGGUCAGGAACACAAACAUGUAUUCCUGACCCUGUAGUGAAAACCCACCAUUUAGUCUCCUACUGUACAGCACUGAGCCAGGAAGCCCGUCCAGUGGCCAUCUGAGGCCAUCUGAAAAGGCAGUGUUUGCACGAAAAUGCCUGAAGGCAAUGAUUAUACUCACCAGAACAACUACAUUAAGCUGUAGUUGUUCUGGUGACUAUAGUGUCCCUUUAAGACCAUUGUUAGUACUACUGAGUAGAAAUGGAAAAUGUGUUAGGAUACUGUGACAAGUAAAGACAUUUUAGUAUUCUUUGAUAAACGAAAUUUGAGAAAUAGGAUCAGAAUGAUACAUAAGUUUAUAAUCAGAAUUUAACUUUAAAACUUAUGACUACACGCAUAUUAGGGAAGCAAGGAUUUAAUUUACUGAAACAUAUUAAAGCAGAAUUUGCAACAAAAAAAAACUGCAGGGACAUCGUCUCUGGUGGUCCGGUGGUCAGGGAGGGGGUGGUAAAAAUAAGAUUUGUUUAGCUGAACCUGUCCCCUCGCUGGUGCGGCCAUCUUUCUCCGGCCGGUCGUCUUUAGCAGUAGCCGACGUCAUUGCUGAACUCUUGCGCAUGUGUGAGAUUACAGCAUUGAGGUCUAUGGAAGUUCCUGUGAGAGUGCAGAAUCCUCCAUUCACUGCGCCAAUUCCGCAGCCGUCAGGAUUGACACUGUAGCUCCACCCAGUGUGUAAGAAGGUCAGGCGGAGGAAAUAUACAGAGACAAAGUAGUCUCUACUCUGUCUCUGUAUAUCUCUUGACUGUGUUGGAAUUUCUUUCUUUAUGAAAUACAAUUUUUUUCGGGUGGGGGUGGGGUGACAGUGCCGCUUUAAAAAGAAUAAAUAUUACAUUUUGUGAUUGGUUCAGUAAUGGUAGAAUGGUAUAUGCAUAUUUUGGGAUAGCUACAGGAAUGGUAGAUUGGUACAUGCUGGGGCAUAUGCCAUAGAAAAGUGAGGAUUUCAGUGGAAUUAAAGAUGUGUCUGUGAUUUCUAUGUGAUAGGUAGAUAGAGAACUACGUCUUCUGCUCUCAGUGCAUUGGAAAGAGUAGGGGGUUAUGUGUCUAUGCUUUUUGGAGAUGAGGAUUAUAUGUUUCCACAGACUCUGUCAGUUUACCCAGCAUUGCCAUGUCCCCUUCUAGCCGACAUGCUCCUGUUUGUGUCUCUUGCUGUCCCCCGAACACUGCUAAAUAUACCCUCCCAGGUUGCAAAGGCUGCAGGAUUCCUGUAACCUGAGCCUGAGGCUCCGGGGAGAUCUCUCCGAGAGUGGAGCAGUAUGUCUGCUCCAGACCCUACCGGGGCUGUCUCCAUCAUGGACCCCCAACCCAAAAUCCAGCGUCCUGUCUUGGUGAGGCUCCUUUUUUCCAUAUUUCUAUAUCCGUGAAUCCUUCUGUUUGUUUCCCUAACAUCUGUUUUCUUUCAAGAUGCCUGCUGUGCAAUAUUUCUAUGCCUGUCUUCUCUCGGAAGGAUUCAACAUCUAACCCUUUAUUCUCAUUCUCUAACUCCCUUCUGCACGGUGUGAUUUGGGUAGGGGUCUUUCGGUACUAUGGUUCUGUGUGUAGUUGUCUGUGGGGUUAUAUUUAGGUUUCUUAUUUAUACUUACUCUAUUUGUGUUCUCUGUGACUUGUUAUGAAUGGGGGUAAUGAGUUUCUGGUUCCUAGAGUCAGUAUGGCUAAGAAUAAAUGUAUUAAUUAACCAUUACAAGACAACUAUUAUAUAUACAUAUACAGUAGAAUUGUGGAACCUGCCUAGUUAAAAAAACUAUGAUUGGAUAUUUUAGAAACAAAUCUAUUGCCCCUGUUAAAACAAUAGAACCUUAGUGCCGAGGGCAGCAGAAAACACCUUGCGAGGGACAUCUUGGGCCUCCAGUCACAGAGCCCUGUGUGGUACAGGGAUAUCAAAUGAUAACCGAGAUGCGUGUGCUUGUAUAAGAGACUAUCCAGUUUAUUACACCUACUUUUACAGAGCAGUGUUACAGCUGGCAGAUUAUAAAUAUGCCUUCUCAGCGGUAUUCCCUUACUCUCUCCAGAAGCCGGAUUCAGUCCGGUGCGUCUAAAUGAGAAAAAUAUUUCUCUAAUGCUAAAGAUAUAUGUGAACUAAACUUACUGACCGUAAUACUCACCAUGAAUUCUACUCAGUGGUGUUGCUACACCAGGCUGCCCUGGGCUGGAGUCCCAAGAUGGCUCCUUAGACGCCCCAGGUUUUACCACCAUUUUAUUGUUGCCCCCCAAGGCCCCUUAAAUCCUUCAACUGUAAGUGUACGAUUUGUAAUAUUGAGAUAGAAAAAAGCACCUUCAAUUCCUGAUAUUCCACUUACCCUUCUACUGUUCCUCUCAGUUAUGUAUUACAAAUUAUGUAAUUCUGUUAUGAUUUAACACAUGAGACAGCUACAGAGGGGACUUUAAAAAAAAUCGACAGUCUCUAUGGUCUUCCCAGCUUCACUCCCUGCACAGAAACAGUAAAGACCAUAGAGACUAUCUGUCUGUUUUCAAACACUGUCUGACCCAAGGUGUAUGAAUAUGGCUGAAGGGUCUUGCCAUCUACUAAAGGUACGGAUAAUAGUUCUAAUUUUUUUUAAAAGGUAUACUUUAUUUUAAAAAAAAAUUUAAAAAUUCUGUUUUAUUUAAAAAAUUGAUGAAACGACUAUUAUAUUAAAAAAUAUUGUUGAGGUGACAGUUGUGCAAUAAGCAAAUAGACCAUAUAUAUAAUUAAAUCUGCACCCAUGUAACGGUUAAUAUUUUUGCUAAUGCUGUCAUGAACAUAAUUGAAGGGAAAUAUUAAUGUUCCGUCUUCUUGUCUCCACAUGCUUUGAACUACUGUUGUUUCUCAAAAACUGGCUAGGGAUUAUGGGAGUUCUGGACAGCUAUUUUUGGAUUUUCCCACUAGGGUCUGUGGAAAAUAAAGAGUUAAAACACUUAAUUUGUUUUCUUCAUGCAGAGCGUGAGGACGUCUAGCGUCAGUUACCGUACCAAAAGUCCGUUAACAGCCAGGUAGCGCCUCCAGUGGCAGUCUGGUAGACAGAACUGGGGAAGACUUAGUGCUGAAAUUUAAACAUUGCAGCACUAAGUGCAAUGGGGACACUGCACCCAGACCACUUCAGUAAUCUGGUGGUCGGGGUGCCUGUUGUGUCCCUUUAAGGCGGGAUAACUCAGAAUAGACUGAAAUGAAAAUACAGCGUGUGUGAAAUUUGGAAAUUAUAAAUAAGAUAAAGGACUGAUUAUAUAGCUUCUGGCGUUUAUGUGGUUAACUGGAUUUGAAAGAUAGAAAUGAAAUGGGGAUGCAGAAAUGAAAUGGCAAUGCUGGAGAUUAAAAGUAACACUGGAGAUAUAUAAAUGUUGGCACUGGUAAUGGCAUGGCAGAGGUGCCCAUGAAUUGGGACAUGGAGAGGAAAUAGGGAACUGGACAUGGCAUUUUAUUGAAAAUUAGACGUGGAAGCUGGAGAUGAGAUGAAGCACUGGAGUGGACAUGUGUACUCCGAGAGGUUUGAGAUAUGAUGGGAGGAAAGACGGGGAGGCUGGAGAUUUAAUGGGGGUCUGGAGAUUAAAAUACUGAAACCUGAGAGGGGUGAAAGCAGAGUUGGUGGGCACGGAAUUGGAGAUACGAUGCAGGCUUGAGAGGAGAUGAGCCAGGAGGAAUGAAGGAGUAAGAAUUGGGAGGAAAUGAGAUAAUGCUGGAUACGUUGGGAGAGAUGAAGAGGUUCGAGGGGAUGGAUAAUGUGAUGUCGACAGUCGAUAUAUGUUUUAUGUGUGUCAUAGAUCAAAUAGGUGCAAUAAAGUUAAAGGGACACUAUAGAACAGAACAACUUUAGCUUAAUGAAGCAGUUUUUAUGUAAAUCACUGUGUUUAUGCAGCCCUAGUCAAACCUCCCUGCAUGUAAUUUCCACAGCCUUCCUAAAUACUUCCUGUAAAGUCAUCUUUAUUGUAAAUAGUAUCUCCUGCUAUGUUAGUAGCCUUCUAGACCCCGCAGGAGCCUCCUAUGUGUAGUUAAAGUUCUAUUUACAGAGCAGGAGAUAAAAGUAAGAUACAUCUGACUCACAGCCAGGGGAGAUGUGGCUAGGGCUGCAUAGACAGAACAAAGGUGAUUCAACUCCUAAAUGGCAGGGAAUUGAGCCGUGAGACUUCAGAGGCAUGAUAUAUACACAAAAACUGCUUCAUUAAGCUAAAGUUAUUUUGGUGACAAUAGUGCCCCUUUAAAGUUAACCUGAUGCAGUGUAAUGCAAUUCUGCUAUAUAGGGCAGCAUUUUCCCAGUUCUCUGUUUUGUGAAACCCCCUCCAAAAUGGUUUGACAGAAAAUUGGGAGUUGGCACCCAUAGACUUAUAACUACUUCAAUAAGCUGUAGUUGGUAUGGUGCUUCGAGUGUCACUUUAAAUAAGGGAAUUUUAUUAAGGAUUUGAUAGAAUUCUAGCACUUCAGGACUAAACAGUUAGCCACAUUGCUUCUGAUUUUAAAAAUAUGGUGUUUGUCAUGUAUGUCCUUUGAAUGUGCUACUGUAAGGUGCAUUACACGUUUGCCUGGAGUACCGACUAUCAGGGGGAACUCUGCCACUGUACAGGUCAGUAGUGAGAUCAAAAGAUCUCACUGAUCAUCUAUGCACCCCAUCAGUAGUCAAAUUAUUUCUAGGGUUACUUAUUUUUAGGGUGUGUAGUCUGCCACUGAAGUAGGCGUAUAUCACUUUAAGCACUCUUUUGUACUCCUGACAUUUCUGAGUGGCUCAUUGCACUUCCACCUAGUUACCCAGCCAACACUCUGCGUCACUGAGAAUGCCCGGACUAGAAAGAGCGCUGAUUGUGACCUGCACCCACUAAAGAUACACAACACAUAUACCCACUAAACCACCAGUAUUCUGCUAUAUGCCUGUCAGACCUCCAAAGAUUAAAAUACUCUCCCGUGUUAUUAUUUUUAAAGAAUAAUGAAGACACAUAUUACCCCAUGCAGCCUGUGCCUACACACAACUCACACAUCCUCCACAAACACACAAUACAUGCAGCCUUUACAGACUCUUAACCACACGCAGACGGUGGUUAGUGGGGGAGCUAGUUAAGUUGAAAACUGGUAGAGAAGUAGCAGAAAAGAGACAGAACGUUGGAGAACAGAGACACAUGUACAGUAAAACUUAGACACGUAAAGGGACACUAUGGUCACCAGAAUCAUUACAGCUUAAUGUAGUUGUUCUGGUGUCUAUAGCCUGUCCCUGCAGGCUGAGCACUGUAAACGCAGCCUUUUCAGAAAAAAACACUCAGUGGCGGUCAGUCAGACGGCCACUAGAGGUACUUCCUAGUCCAGUGCAGCACUUGCGUUCAGCAACUUCACACGCACUGCAUGGAAGCGCUGAACUUUCCCAAUAGUGAUGCAUUGCUUCAUUGAACCCCUAUGAGGAGAUGCUGAUUGGCGCUGCACUGUAUUUUUCUGUGAAUGCGCAAUAGCCUCCCAAUGCUUGCCUAUGGAAAAGGAUUGGAUUGGCUGAGAUCAUCAAUAUUGAUGAUCUCAGCCAUGAGGGCCGGGCCAACCGCCACGAGACCGACAUGGAACAAAAAAGGUAUGUAAACUGUUCCCAAUGCAAUCGGAGGGAUACCAUUUACCUAAAUAGUUAGUUUAACAUUAUAGUGUUAGGAAUAUAUGUUUGUUUGUAUUCCUGCCACUAUCGUGUUCCUUCAAAAAAGAAAUGGGAAAUGAGAAAGAAGAAUGAGAAAUUGGCAGAGGGAGACUCUAGGGAGAAGAAAAUAAUAUGAGACUGAAGGGAGAUGUGGGAAACAUGAGGGGGUGGAAGACUGGACUUUUGUAAAAAGCAUUGCACCAGUCCUGCAUUCAUCAUUAUUAUCAUUAUCAGCUAUCUCAGAUUAGUAGACGCAUGACUAUAAAAGCAGGACGAAUCAGAAUAUUUUUAUUUAUUUAUUUAUUUAUUCAAAAUGUUUGUGCUACGUAUCUACACACAUUUAAAAAAAAACCAUGUUUGAUGGUGAAAAACAUAGUAAAUGGACACUCUUGGCCCCAUAAUAACUUCAUCGUAAUUAAGUUGUUAUGGUGUGAGGAGGUCCUGGGUGCUGGAAUGCAAAUAGAGGCUUUUAGCUUGUGCCUGAUUACUCUGUUCCUGUACUUUCACUCUAAACCUGAAGCAUCAAUCAGGACGCCUUGGACCAGACACUGUUUAUAGGCUGAGAGCAUCAUAUGAAAUUCUCAGCCUAUCAGAGUCAGCUGAUUCGAGGCUUCCUAAUUGAAGCCUUGGACCUUGAUCAGAAGAGCGACCAAGUGGCGGUUUGAAGUCUUUGGUGUUACACCGUUUGCUAAUGGUUUAACCCAUUCAGGUAAGCUGGUGCUGGGGACCUCCUUGUACUAAAAGAACUUGAUUGUGAUGAAGUUAUUCCGAUAUUCAGAGGGGUCCUUUAACCCUUUAAGGACACAUGACAUGUGUGACAUGUCAUGAUUCCCUUUUAUUCCAGAAGUUUGGUCCUUAAAGGGUUAAAUACUACCACACGCAAUAGUGUCAGCUUUUAGAGUGCUUAUAGUAUGGAUUGUUAUUUAUUUAUUCAUUUUUUAAUUCUUUAUUUUGCAGGUGAGCAGGUAUAACAUGUGUAUCAAAUAAGUCAAACAACAUAUGCUUAGCAUAGUACAGUGUUGAUAGCAAAUAUAUCAGCGAUUUAACACCUUUUUUUAAAUUUAUGUUUAAGAUAGCUUUGGUGAAGAGAGGUCGAUAUACAGCAGCUUAUAAUCAAGUGUAGAGCAUGGCAGACAUCCAAGACCACUAACCAUAACAUACAUAGCAUAACACGUUGUAUCAGGAGCGUAUAUGUGUCUGCCAGUUUGCCUGCUCGUAUGGAGAAACUACCUGGAGAUGUACUCCUAGAAGUGUAUCUGGGCUGCCUGUCUGUUGGCAAGUGUCUGUGCAUGUUCUAGCCCAAGUGGGAAUGAAAUGAGCUCCAUGACCCCGAAGCUCGAGGGGGGAGGGGGAGACUGUGUGCGUUAGAAACUGUUCCAUAGAACGGUACAUAACUUAGGUUCUGCUGUGUUCUCUAGAGGGCAUUUGACCUGUAUAGGUCCUUACCACGGUGUUGUGGCACAAGCGGAGAAACAUAUAUAAGGGGAAAACAAAUCGGAACUGCAUCUGAAACUUAAAGACUGGGUUAACUGUUAAUAUAGUAUUGGAAAGUCCGCUGUAAAAUCCCCGUGUGAUAGGGCAUUUGCUGAGCAGGGCCUCUUUCGUCUGCACCUCAUCCCGGAGCAGAGGAACCAGCUGAUGUGAAGACGGUGACAUUGUUCAAAUCCCACUGAUGAGUGGGUCUGCCAGUUACGGAUGUGACAUGGGUGGUUAUCCCCAGUGCUAGUAAAAAGCUUUCUGCGUUGGACGAAGAUGUAAACUUGUGGCAUGUAUCAUUUUGCUUGACCAUAAAGGAUCGUGGGAACCCCUUUGUAUGGGAUGUUUGCCGCUCUCAGCUGGCUGGUCACCUCCUUAAAUGUAGCACGCCAUUGCAGCGUUGCUCUGCUGAGGUCAUAAUAGAAGUUUAAAGCAUCUUGCUCAAACAUAAAUGGUGCGUGACCUUUAACCUGUGAGAGGAAGGUGUCCUUGUCGGAUCGUGAGCUGAAGCCCAGAAUCACAUCCCUGGGAGUCUGAGCCUUGUUCCUAGGUCCUCCUGGUAGUCUUAAUAGUCCAUCGUGCUGCAACCCUUUAGCUUGCUUGGGUGUCAAGGCUGCUGCAAACAGUCUACUGAUAUAGUGGGGUAGUUCUCCAGCAUCAAUAGCGUUAGGAAUACCCCGAAUUUUCAGGUUGCGCUGGCAUGCCAAGUCUUCCAGGUGUUCCAACUUAGCGCUGCGCAGGUGUUUGACACCUCCUGUAGGUGAGUAUCAGCGGAUUGUUGUUUAAGUCCAAUACUUUGGACGGUAUCCUCUGCGGCUUUAAUUCUCCUUGCUAGCAUGCCUUUUAAUGUCGCCAUUUUAGAGGUAAAGAAUGUUUUAAUGUCCGUUACUAUUGUGUGAAUAUCGUUUUUUGUGGCCCACUGUGGGUCAGGCUGCUUCUGAUAAGUGGCUUUGCCGCUGCGGGAUUGUAACAGAAGGUCUGCCAGGUCCUGAUCCUCGUCUUCCGAGGCCGUGUCGAAGCCGCAUGAUGAGUCAGGGAGCAGGUCUCAUCUUAGGCCUACUCGGUUGUGAGAGUAUGAGGCCGAUAUCUCAUGUUUGGACCCCGAGUUUUACAGGAAUGCUUCCCCUUGAUCUCUCCCGGUGCGUGGGUUAUUUUGUGUCUCUGUAGAGGGUGUAUAGGCAGUCGGUUUCCCCUCUCUCUGCCGGAGCUCAGAGUGCUUGUGACCGCUCAACUUGCUGGCUAGCUCCGCCCCUGGAUUGUUAUUUAAACAGAAUUCCUACUCAAAUGUUUUCUAAACUACAAUUUUUAGGGCUUUAAAGCCUUUCAAUGUUGACUACUAUCUCUACUGAAAGCAUGUGAUCACUAGAGAUGUCGCGAACCGUCCGCGAAAGGUUCGCCGCGAACUCCGGUCAGCUGACACGUCCCGGCCAAUCUCCAGCAGACCCUCCCUCCCAGACCCUCCUACUUCCUGGACAGCAUCCAUGUUCAACAUGGAUGCUGUCCAGGAAGUAGGAGGGUCUGGGAGGGAGGGUCUGCUGGAGAUUGGCCGGGACGUGUCAGCUGACCGGAGUUCGCCGCGAACAGCUCGUGGCGAACCGUUCGCGAGAAGUUUGCGACAUCUCUAGUGAUCACUAAGAAAUUACAGAGAUGGAGAGACUGUUGGAGAGCUGAUUAAUUCAUUUAGUAGAGGAAAUCGGUGUUGCUAGGUUUUGGGAUUGUGUUCAAUGUUUCAGACUAUAAAAUUCUAGGGUUUCGUCUGUCUGCUUGUUUUUUUUGACUGUGCAUGGGAGAUGACUUUUUAAGAUGUUAUUUCAUAUUACAGAGGGGAGUGUGCAAAAAAAACGUAAACAGUUUUUUAAUGCACAAAAUCAACAAUUAUAAUGUCCCUGAAAGUGUUUGGUAGCAGAGGUAGGUAUAGCGAGGUAUAGUGAAUGCAUAGUAAAUAUGACUAGAUUAAAUGAUUGUGUUGCAUAGGACAAUUAUGAAACAUAGUAAAAAGUCAUCUAGUUACCACUCUCCCAUACUUAAAAGGUUGUAUUCUUGAUUAUACACAAGCGUUCCUAUCCAAAGCCUUUUUUUUUUAAUCUUUCACUAUAAUAAUUUCUACCACAUCUGCUGGAAGCCUUUUCCAUGCAUCUAUAACUCUUUUUGUAAACAAUGAUUUUUUUUUCUGACAUAAUUCAUAAAUACCCCUCCCUCUGACUGCAAGUUAUACACUGAUCAGCUACAACAUUCAAACCACUGACAGGUGAAGUGAAUAACAUUGAUUAUAUCGUUACAAUGGCACCUGUCAAGCGGUGGGAUGUAUUGAGCAGCAAGUGAACAGUCAGUUCUUGAAUUUCAUGUGUUAAAAGCAGGAAAAUUGGACAAGAGAAAAGAUCUGAGUGGCUUUAACAAGGGCUAAAUAGUGAUAGCUAGACGACUGGGGCAGAGAAUUUUCAAAACGGCAAGCCUUGUGGGGUUUUCCUGGUAUGCAGUGUCUAGUACCUACUAGAAGCGAUGGACAACCUGUGAACUAACAUCAUGGUCAUCCGAGGCUCGUUGAUGCACAGAUGGAGCAAAGUUGGCUUGUGUGGUACAAUCACACUGAAGAGCUAAUGUAGCUCAAGUUGCUUAUAAAUUUAAUGCUGACAAUAAUAGAAAGGUGUCAGAACACACAGUCAGGGAUUUUGAAUGUGUAUUGCUUGACACUCUGACUCAGUGAGUGCCAGGACCGCGAUGAGCAGAUAAUGAAGUCCUGUCUGUGGUCUAGUAACAUGGAAUGUGCUGAAUGAAUUGGUUAGAGUUAUAUCUAGAUGAGAGACAAAUAUGCUUUACCCUAACAGUGUUCAGCUUCCUGCACAUUGUUCAAAUAUAGAAUUAAGAGGAACUGGCAAAAUAUUUUACAAAUGUAUGUAUGCUUGACCUUCUUGUUUACUUUCUUGCAAAUUGUGUCUGUCUUCUGCAGAAGGUCCCAUCUUUUCUUCUUUUUACUCCCCCUGGCUAUCUUUAGGUUGUUGGUUGAUGUCAUCUCCACAGUUGCAAUAUGUUUGUGGUGUACGAUCUCCCACUAGACCACCAAGAAAUAUAACCCCUUAUUGGGCCACCACGAGACCAGAAUAAUUCACCAGGAAAUUUCAGUGGGGGGCAAAACAGAGCACUACAAGCACUAUGCACAGCUAGCACAAACACUACACACAGCUAGCACACAAACACAGUCACUAAAUACAGCCAACACACACCACAGACUCACUACGCACACAUUAUAUACAUCCAGUACACACCACUCUCACUACAUACACACACCAGUACACAUCUCACAUACACACACAUUACACGCAGCUGACACACAUACCACACACUCAUUACACCUAGCCACCACACACCCUAUGGGCAAGGCACUAAACUCCAAAUUUUCACAAAUUAAAUCUGAAUGGCAAAAUUAAUGCAAAAAUAGCCAGUUGUGGGGACGGGGCUUGACCGCUGAUCGGAUCACACGUGCUUCGUCUGAGCUCCUGCAUCUGAGCCUGAAAAUCUGUGCUAACUGAGAGCCACAAGCAGACACUGACCCACAUCGAAGACCAAACAACUCACCAGCUGUUGGUCUACAUGGAGAUACCGCACACAAACUGGCAUCAAAGUAACCCGAUCGAAGCCUGAGGCCUACUGAAGCUUGAGCUGGGACGAGAUGGCCGCUCUCCCAGGUCUCCAACCGACGACUUGCUGAAAGUAAGCGGAGAGAAGAGGGGCGGGAAAAGAGUGGGCACUCCUUCUAAAGCUAACACAAAGUCUCCCACGAUGGGCCCACUCGGGCUGAAGUCCACCAGGGAGGAAGCUCCGCAGCAUCGGCCACUGGCACAGAGAAUCCGACACCAUAAAUGGCGACUCGUCACCAAGGCAGUCUCCUACCAAGGGAGAACUCGGCCUCAUACAAGAGUAUCUAAGUUUGUGGCCUCCAGUUGCAGGAGUUUAAGACGGCCCGGGGCUAUGAGGAGGACCUACCUGAACUCUGCCUCUUGCUGACAGACAACCCCCUAAGCCUGCUACCAAGCCGGGGUAUCGGCUGAUCCGGGACUCACACACAUAGCCUAAUCAAUUAACACAGCACAAAACAGACACACGCCACAGCACACGACUGCCACUUGCACACACUGGCUCUGACAGUUACACUCUCACUUGAAGAACCCUCCUAUGCACCUGCCUGGGGGAGAAGCUGCCGACCGGUACCACAUACUGACAAACACUAUGAUCUGAAACCCGUGGUUGCCCUACUUAUAAUCCAAACAUGAAGAUUAGGUACGCAUAACGCAAACUUGCAUUUCUGCUUCUAGCCUGCAAGGCUUACUAGCUUGCUAUACCUGCUAAUGUUACUCUACUACUAUAAUUAUAAAAUGUGCAUGUUUUUUUUAAUGCUCCUAUUGAUAUGCAUGUCAAUUUGCUUGAGGACUGCUGUUGGGGCACCUUGAACUUGUAUGUUACUACCAAUAUACACAACAACAAAAAAUAGCCAGUUAUAUUAUAGAGUAUUUUUCGAGAUUACACAUUUUGGCCUUAGGUUUUCCAUGCAGAUGUUAUUUGGCAAAAUACUGAGUUUUGUGAAUAACCCUUUCUAUGUCUAUGCAGUGUUAUGUUCUGGGCAAUGCUCUACAGCAGUGAUUCCCAACCCAGUCCUCAAGUACCCCUAACAGUCCAGGAUUUAGGGAUUACCUAGUUUUGUCUAUGAUGUUUUUAGAAAGAAAAUAAAAACACGUUAGACACAACAAGGUCAUCCCUAAAUCCUUGACUGAUAGAGGGUAAUUGAGGACUGGGUUGGGAACCCCUGCUCUACAGGAAAGCCUCUGGUCCUUGCAUGUAACUUUGUCGUGCCACCUACGUGAUUGUUGCAGACCAUGUACACCCCUUCAUGGCAAUGAUGUUCCCCGAUGGCAGUGGGCUCUUUCAGCAGGACAAUGGACAAUGCACCCUGCCACACUGCAAUAAUUGUUCGGAAAUGGUUUUAGGAAGAUGACAAAGAGUUCAAGGUGUUGCCAUUUCCUACAAAUUCACGAUUUGAGCAUCUGUGGUAUGUGCUGGAACAACAAAUCCAAUCCAUGGAGGCACCACCACACAACUUGCAGAACUUAAAGGAUCUGCUGCUAAUGUCUUGGUGCCAGAUAGCACAAAUCAGAUGUCCUUCCCACACGCAUCACAGCUGUUUUGGAAUCACGAGUGGAACCUGUAGAUGGUUUCGAUAUUGUGACUGAUCAGUGUAUUCUCUUUAUUUUGCAGCAGCAAAACAAAAAAUCCUGCCCUCGUACCUUUUUUAAAAAAUAGAUUAUGUUACCUCUAUCCAUUCUCUUCUCCAAGCUGUACAUAUUUAGCGCUUACAGUCUCUUGAUAUGUAUAUUAGCCCUUUUUAUAAUUCUCUUUAAUGUAUUUAUAUAUUUCUGCAGACAAUGUCUCCAGUUCUAAAGACUCCAGAACUGAACACAAUAAUCUUGGCGCAAUUAGAACACUGAAUCCAGAUCUUAAGAGUUUAUGUUUGUUUGUUGUUGUUUUUUUUAGAAAGACAUAAAAAAUGUCUUGGGGGUUUUUUUGGUUGUUUUUUUUUUUUAGCUGGCAUUGAUAUGUUACAUCAAGUAGAUUUUAUUUUUGAAGAGCCUUACUAGAUAUUGUAAUUACUUUUUUUAUGUCAGCUUCCCCGCGAUCUCUUUGGUUUAUUUCGCCUACCUCUUCCUCCCUCAAACCUUGAUCUGUUCUUUUUAUGAAACCACAUAUUCUGCAAGAAAUUACAAAGUCAAGAUGAGGUAUCAUGAUAGCCAUUCUUCUAGAUUCCAGUAAUACUAUGUGAUCCUAGAAAAUGUUAAUUAAAAUUGUCUGGUGUUCAUUUAAUAUGAUGCAUUAGAAUCUCUAAAAUCAAUGCUUGCCAUCAAAAAUGAACAAAUUAUGUAGCUCAGCUAGGUUACUGAAUGCACCAUACCUCUCAAGUUUCCCUAUUUAGGUGGAAUAGUCCCUAUUUUGGAACCAAAUUUUUCUGUACCCUAGAAGCUCCAUAUUGUUGGUGCAUUUCUAAGAGUUCAACAGCAAUAAUACUCUCAGUAUUGUGUAUUUAAACUUCAAUAAAUGUGUUUAGAAAUCAAUCUGUGUAAAUAAGACGCAUUUUUCUUUUUCUAAGUAGCAUUUUCAUUGCAUAAAUUAAAAGUAAGUCACCUAAUAUUUCUCAGAACCGCUUGCCCCUGGCCACACCCCCACUCACACCCUUAUAAUUAAGAAAGUGUCCUUUGUCCGUUUGAAAUGUUGGGAGGUAUGACACACGGAUGAAAAGAGUUUAACUAGCGGAAUAUUGUGAUGACUUACGUAUUGAAGCUGAACCGUCUUUUAGUAGCAGAGUUGAGGGUAGGUGAGAUGAGAUCCCAAGGUCAGUAAGAACACUUGGUCAUAAUUUUAUUUGUAGCAGAACCUAAGUUCCUAGGAGCGACUCAUUGUGGCUUUGCAACAGCAGUUAGCUCAUUGAGAACUUUGCGUAUCUCAGAUAUAUUUAAAGUUGUGAAAUUAUCAACGGAAAAAGCUUGUUACUGUGAAAGCAGCCAGAAUGUGAUAAUAACUAAACAAAAAUCCUUAUGUACCAUCUAAUGCAAUGAGACCUAUCAUACUCGCUCUGUUUUCUGUCUAAACCAAGACGCAGAGAAGAGUGGCUAGGUUCUGUCCAUCAUGGAUGGCAGUGAAAGGCCGAGAGGGCUGUGGUCUGGAUACCUCCUGCACCCAUUGCAGCCUUUGUCCCUCUUCUACAACUACUACAGCCCCUAUCACCCCUGAGACAACUACUAAUAUGAUUUAGUGGUGAAAAUUAUUAGUGUCCCCACCAUGCCAGUUUUGACUGUGGUAUCUUAUUUGCCCUCCCCCCCCCUGUGUAUUCUACCUAGAGUCACUACAGGUGGUUAGCCCUGCACUAUCAGCCUUAUUUACAAAUACAAAGGGAUAAAUGACAAGCCAGUGUCUGAUUGAUGGAAUUUUCUCAGUUUCAGUCAGUAUUUCAUGAGUGUUUUCAAUGUGACACACAUUUUAUUUGCUGGUUAAAGGGUCACUCCAACCACUAUAACCAGUUCUUCUUUAUGAAGUGGUCAUGGUGGUUGUAGUCUGGAUGUGCAGUGUUUCACCUUGAAACUCUGCACAUCCAGAGAUAUAUUUAAUUGUCUGCUGUGGGCAAAUUGCACCCCCAACACGUGACUUGCCCCUAGUACACAAUUAAAAAUAUCUCUGGAUGUGCAGUGUCAGCUGAAGCACUGCACAACCAGACUCCUACCACAAUGCCAUUUCUAAAAGCAGAAGUGGUCAUAGAGGUUGGAGUACCCCUUUAAGCAUGUUCAGAUCGGACAUUUUGAUUAUUUUUUGUUUCAUUAUCAAUUCCUUAUUAAUAAUUAAAUUGCUUUAAUUUAGUAAUGUGGAAUUGUUAGUAUUCUAGCAUCUCAAUGAAGUGCGGUGUUUGUUCUUCUCAUGCCUAGUGGUAGCGAUUAGUUGCUAAAAAACGUGUUUUCCGUUGUUUAACCAAGAACAUUUUGGUGCAGAAAAUGCUGCGUCUCUGAUUAAGUGGUCUCAAGCACAAAAUGCAUUAAACCAGGGUUGUCAUAAGCAUACGCAUUUGGCCUCUUCUAGGCUGAUGGGGCCCAUGGUGUAUCAGAGCAGUUGGGGCACGUGGGCACUUAGUUACACCAACCUUCCAACUGCUUUAAUUGCUUAUGCAUACCACCCAACAUAACUGACACCUGAAUAUGCCAAGGAGAUCGGGGGACUAUGCUGUAUCUUAUAUCGUUUAAUGAGAGAGGGAAUUGAGCAUUUUAUCUCCCUGUUCCCCCUCUCUCCGCUCCCUCACACAAUGCUGCAUGGCUGGGAUGUAAGCAAUGCCAUGUAGACUUCCAGCAUGUGGAGCACUGUUGAUACACGCAUACACUGCAUUGCUGUGGGUUGCAUUGAUUUGAAGCUCUGUGAUACGCAUACACUACACUACUGUAGGUUUUAUUUACAUUUCACAUUACUGUGAAGCUGUCAAACACACUUAAAACGUUGCACAUCGUUGUGGAUUUGAAUGCUGAUUAGCCCUAUGAUAUAGAUAUAUAGAUAUACUCCUCUGUUCUGUGAAAUGUGUGUCUCUGUGGCUGUGAGGUAGCAAUAAGGUUCAGUUAAAGGGACCUUGUCCUCUGUACUUUGACAAAUCUAAAUGUUGCUGUUUGUCAGGUACAGAAACGUUUACAUUUAUCAAUCAGACAAUCACUCGAGACACUUCCUAGUGAAGACUUUCAAUUCUCUUUGAGUUGACGUUAAAGUUGACGCUUUAGUGAGUAACCCUGUAAGUGUCUGAUGGGUUUGUUAAAGUGUCAAUAACUCUCCAACAGAACGAUUGUGAACAUUUAAUCUUGACUGCAUAAUGCAAAUCAGUACUAUCAAAACUGUUUAUCAAAAGUUUUUUAACGAUGCAAUUGUGAUCACUUUGGCAUAACUGUUAAAAAUCCUAUUCUUACCCUCUAUUAACUUCGGUUACAUUAUCGUGAGAUAACAUAAUUAAAAACUGAUCAAUGUGAGUUAGGGUAACCAAUAUUUUCUAGAGCAGGGCUAGGCAGCCUUCGGCACUCAAGUUUUGUGGACUACAUAUCCCAUAAUUCUCUCACAGCCACAAUGCUGGCAAACUAUCAUGGAGAUGUAGUCCACAACAUCUGACGUGCCGAAGGUUGCCUACCCCUGAUCUAGAGAUUGUAAGAUGGUACACCCCAUAUCCCAAGAUAACCAUAUCUGUCCCCUAAUGAUGGACCAGGUUAUGUAAGCACCAGCCUCAUUCGGAUAUGAUUGUCUCUUUGUGUUUUGUUGGCAUUAUCGAAAUCUAUAUUCCUUGUCAAUACCAAGAAACUGACUCUUAAAGGAUCUGUCUAAACACCAUAAGCAUGUUGCAUUACUUUAAAGAGUGUGGUGCUUAGAUCAGCCUGGGCUCAGUCUCAUGUCUCAGUGUGGGCUGUUGUGGUAGAGCUAUGUAAAAAACAUUACCGUAGUAAGGGUGCACCAGCAGCCUUUCUCCUUCCUUGAGUGGAGAUAAGCAGGCGGAGUGGAAGGAAACGUGUUAGUGUGAGAGUCUGUGUAUGCGUGUCAGCUUUUGUAUUUCUCUCAGUGUGUCUGUGUAUGCAUGUCACUGUGUCUAUAAUUAUAUGUUAAUGUGUUGAAGAUUGCAUGUUAGUUUGUAUCUAUGUAUGCAUGUUUGCUUGUGUCUAUCACUUUAUGUUAACAUGUGUCUUUGUGUGUGAACAUGUUGAUAAUUAAGUUGAGGCUCUUGACGAGUUAUGUAAGUGUCCGUGUGGUACUUGUAUAUGUAUGUGUGAAUGUUGGUGUUGUGGAUGAUGGAGCCCUGCAAAUUUUCCUGCAAAUGUCACAAAUUGUAAGAAUGACACUACCCACUAAUCAGUGCGCAAAGGGACACUUUACAUUUUAUUAAUUCAUUCAUUAAUAUAUAACACAUUUAAAUAUAUUGUCAUAUAUAACGUAUGUAAGUAGACAAACCCUUUAACAUUCUAACAUCUGUUUUGUGUCCAGACACAAAGAAACACAAGAAGACUUCUUUCUGAGUAGCAAAAAUGUCUAAUGUUAUAUGAAAUGUGUAAAAAAUAUAUAUAUAUAUAUCAGGAAAGAAGACGGAUAUGAAAUUUAGUUUGAGAGAAAAAAUAGGGAGAAAAAAAAGUUUGGGCAUAAAGCCCUAGAAUUAAUAUGUGGUCCUCCAUUCCAGGGACCUCGAGGUUGUGUCCAAAAAUAUUACUGGUCUCCUUGAGAAGUUACUAUAUGAAUGCAAGGAAAUCUUAUCCAUAGACGAGAAAUGCACUCUGGCAAACAUGGGAAUAGCUUAAUUACUGGCGUGGUAAUGGAGUGUCGUUAUGACCCUGGGUCUUUUCCCCCCAUAAAAUGUCUGUAAUGCAGCGGACAAUGGUCCCUAUCCAUCUUAAGGCAUACAUAUAGAGGCAAGUUCCUGUUUUGAAUUUCUGUUCUAGUUAAACCUUUAUGGACAAAUGAUAACUAUGCUGUCAUAACAAUAUGUGGUUUAUGGGUCCUGUUUCAAAAUGGGAUGAACCACUAAUUUAAUGUCUGUUUGGCUGUAUGGAGUUAAAGGAACACUAUAGUCACCUAAAUUACUUUAGCUAAAUAAAGCAGUUUUAGUGUAUAGAUCAUUCCCCUGCAAUUUCACUGCUCGAUUCACUGUUAUUUAGGAGUUAAAUCUCUUUGUUUCUGUUUAUGCAGCCCUAGCCACACCUCCCCUGGCUAUGAUUGACAGAGCCGGCAUGGAAAAAAAAACUGGCUUCACUUUCAAACAGAUGUAAUUUACCUUAAAUAAUUGUAUCUCAAUCUCUAAAUUGAACUUUAAUCACAUAAAGGAGGCUCUUGCAGGGUCUAGCAAGCUAUUAACAUAUCAGGGGAUAAGAAAAUCUAAUUAAACAGAACUUGCAAUAAAGAAAGCCUAAAUAGGGCUCUCUGUACAGGAAGUGUUUAUGGAAGGCUGUGCAAGUCACAUGCAGGGAGGUGUGACUAGGGUUCAUAAACAAAGGGAUUUAACUCCUAAAUGGCAGAGGAUUGAGCAGUGAGGCUGCAGGGGCAUGUUCUAUACACCAAAACUGCUUCAUUAAGCUAAAGUUGUUCAGGUGACUAUAGUGUCCCUUUAAUCAGGACUCUAGUGGAGUAGGAACUUUUAACGUGACACUAUAGUCACCAGAACAACUACAGCUUAUUAAAUUUGUUCUGGUGAGUAGAAUCAUUAUCUUAAGGCUUUUUGCUGUAAACACUGUCUUUUCAGAGAAAAUGCAGUGUUUACAUUACAGCCUGGCUGUUAGAGAUCCUUGAUAACUCCUCAGAUGGCUGUUAGAGAUCCUUCCUGGGUCAUGGCUGCCUAAAAUCCAUCCAAACAUUCAGUGUCUCCUCCCUCUGCAUGCAGACACUGAACUUUCCACAUAGAGAUUCAUUGAGUCAGUUCAUCUCUAUGAGAAGAUGCUGAUUGGCCAGGGCUGUGUUUGAAUCAUGCUGGCUCUGCCCCUGAUCUGCCUCUUUGUCAGUCUCAGCCAAUCCUAUGGGGACGCACUGUGAUUGGAUCAGGCUACUACUUCUGAUGAUGUCAGCAGACUGCUUUUUUUUCUGAUUCUAACAGCAUGCAGAGUUACAGCUUCUGGCUUGAAUACAGUAAAUUUUUUCUAUAUUUAUGGAGGCAUGAGGGGCCCAGGGGAUCUAGAUGGUGGUGUUAACACUAUAGGGUCAGGAAUACAUGUUUGUGUUUCUGACCCUAUAGUGAUCAUUUAAAGAGGUAACAGUUCUCACAUUUCUUGUUGUGAAGGGGUAGAGCUACAUGUAGCACAUUAGGCAUUUACAGAACAUUAGGCAUUUUGAAAUUGCAAAUGUUCUAUCUUCACUUUUUCCUCUGCGACUCUUAAAUCCCGAGUGUUCUCUAUAUAAUGUUGUGCUUCUCCAUUCAAAAGAAGCAGACAUCAUUUUGACAGAUCGACACGUGCCAAACAGCCCACGACUUCAAUGAAUUAGUAGGGCUUAAACGUCAUCUUUCUUUGUAGGUUAAAUGUGUAUAGUUUUUUUCUGUGGAACAUUGCUACCUAGUGACAGCGAUAAGAUUUAAUUGACAAGAAUUCAUACUUUUAUAUGAUGGUUUAAGUAAGAAUUCAUACUUUUAUAUGAUGGUUUAAGUACACUACAUAUAAUGACAAAAGCAUCUCAAAACUUCACCUUCACCUUUAGAGUAGACAAUUCCAAAAGUGUACGUGAACCACAUACUUUAAAGUAAAUUAAAGUCAAUUCUGCUCUUCAUAAGAGAGUUCAGAAACCACUACAGCUUAAACAUGACUAUACCUGACAUUUCUGGAAAAGUUAAUAAAAAGGAAAGACAAGAUCACACUGGUCCCAAUUAGAUCAUAGACUGAAUAGCAAGGUCUGAUGGGUUACUUGAAGAGAAACGCUUAACUAGCUCUGUGUAGACCAGGGCUGUCCAACCUCCGGUCCCCCCAGAUGUUGCUGAACUACAACUCCCAUGAUUCCCUGGCUAUCUUUUUUAAUUGAAAGUAUCAUGGGAGUUGUAGUUCCGCAACAUCUGGGGGGCUGCAGGUUGGACAGUCCUAGUGUAGGCUGUAAGCGUCUUUUACAUUACUAACCUUCAGCUCAAAAAUAUUACACCUUGGCCCGUAUACAAGCAUUCUUAAUUCAAAUCAUUGGAUUAUUGAAAGUAUAAGGGGCUAGAGGGCUUCCGGAAUCGAAAUGGACCUUUGGUCCGUUAUCUGACGCUGGAUGUCCUCACGCUCUGCAUGAGGAUCUCCAGCGUCAGAUUUUCCCCAUAGGAAAGCAUUGAAUAAUGCGUUCCUAUGGGGAAAUCCUAAUACGAGCGCGGCCAUUGCAUCUCCCACGCUGACUGACAGCGGCGGGGGAGGAACGUGGGCGGUGCCUAACACAGCACAGAAGGACAUCCUCUCUGGAUUCAGAUAAGUCAUUGAAGAGGUUUUAACCCCUUCAGCGCCGUGGGAGGGUGAGCGCAAGGGAGGGGGCUCUGCAGGAACCUAUAGUUCCAGGAAAAUUGGUUUGUUUUCCUGGCACUAUAGAAUCCCUUUUAAGUAAGAGACCAGUCUCCUGGCAAAAUGCAAAUGCCAUCCCAGUGUCCGUCUGAACUAAACAUUCUGCUAACACAAUUUGGCCAAUGGGCUCCCAGGCCAGCUCUUCCACUAUAAGGAUCCUGCCCUCCAAUGGAUGUAUUUAUUUUACAAUUGCAGUGUCCUCUUUAAAGAUCUGUCUGAUAUUUGUCAAAACAACUGUUACAGAGUUGUUACUAGAGUCCUAUUAUGAGUGUCUUUGCCCUCAUAAUAGGACAUCUAAUGCAGUUGCAGACCACCCUCUUUUAGGGAUAUUGUUGAUGGCAUUGAGGGUAACUAAGCAUGUAGGAAUAGAAUACUUAAUGGGACACUUUAUACCACUUUAGUUUGCUGAAAUACCUUGUGUGAAGAGUGUGUCCUCUUUUUGUUUUCAUUUUUGCAAAAAGUUCAGAUAACAAUAGAAUUUGACACUUUGAUAAAUUCACCUGGUUACACCCCGUUGGAAUUCAAGCAGACGUGUUACUUCCUGGUUUGAUUAGCUUAUUUGCACUGAACUGAAGAGGCAGCAAUUGCACAGAGCACCUGCCUUGUAAAGACUUCUCAUUGAGCUGCAUUAAAAAGUCUGAUUGGACAGCCACAUUAAGUAUGUGCAGGUUUAGAAGGGGGGGUUGCAAAUGCUGCAGACAAGAGAUCUGCAGGAUUUGCAAUCUGUUUUUAGAUUUACCCCCAAUUAAAAAAAUGUGUAAUUAAUUGCAUGCAAGUCUUCAUUUUGGGUAUAUCCAGUAAACAGUGAUUUUUAUUUAUUUUGUAUCUGGACAGUGGAGUGUCCCUUUAUUGCGUACUGAAAGUAGGGGUGUUUGUGAGGAAAAUUAGUUGUUUUAGUUGUGGAAAUAUAGGAGUUGGCUGGGGAAGAGGGUUGCCACCUUUGUUGGAAAAAAAAUACCAAGCAUGCUAAUUUGAAUAAUUAAUUAUAUAAGUGACAUCACAGGACAAGACAUCACCAAGUUAUGUAACAUCACAGGGAGUGACAACAGAGAAAGAGAAAUAUAUUUAGGAUGGGAAUAUUUCCUAUAAAAAAAAACCUAAAAAAAAACCUACUUACAAUGUUUGUACAAUGUAAGUGCAGCUUUGUGUAUGUGUACAGUGUAUUUACUGUUUCUGAGUGUGUGUAUAGCAGAGUAUGUCUGUGUGUAUACGUGUGAUAGUGUGUAUAGCAGUGUUUGUUAUUGUAUAAAUACUGUCUGACUGUGUAUUGCAGUGUGUGUAUACUGUAUCUAACUGUGUUUAUGUAUAGCAGUGUGUCGUUGUGUGUACACUUUGUCUAUUGUGUGCAUAGCAGUGUCUGCAUAUUGUGUCAAGUGUGUCUGUCAGUGUGUAUAUACUGUGAGGGUGUGUGUGGGAUUGUGUAUAUGCUGUGUCUGAAUGUGGGUUGUCAUUUUGUGUGUAUAUAGCAAUGUGUGUACAUGCUUUGUAUAAUAGAGGUUUAAUCAGAAGAAAAUACCUGCGAUAACAUUGCUGUAUUUUUACAAUACCACCAACGGACAGACAGCCUCAAAUACUGGUUGUGCCAAGUGGCAACCCUACUGGAGAGAUAGGCUUGCUGCGUGUUGACAGUGGGGAAGAUGAAGCUGUGUGUGUUGAUGUGUCAUAUAAAGAAGAUGGUGCCUAUUGUUAUGUUUUAGAAGUGAGUGUAGAGGAGAUGACUACUUACUGUAGGUGGGAACGAGGAGGUGGCUGUGUGUUGAGGAUGGUAUUGCUGUGUUUUGGAAUUACAGGCAGCAUGUAAGUUAACGACGGAAUCACAGGAGGUUCCUGUGAGGUUAUUACUGCUUUGUUUUGAAUUUGGAAAAAGAGGAGGUAGCUGAUGGAGGCAGGCGUGACUGGGUCUUACAGGAAAUUGGGCACAUGUCUUCAUUCAUCACUGUCAGCAUCUCCUGGGUUAACUCUAGAUAUAGAGAGGCUGGCUACCACCUGUCUGCAGCUCUCCAUGGAUCAGGGCUGUCACACACUGUGAGCUCACAGUGUGGGUGUGGACUAGCAGCGGGCAGGGUCAGUGAGACCAUUACACUGGGAGGAAAUGUAUGAAUGUACAUCGGUGUGUGUGUAACUGUGUAUCUAUAUUUUUAAUUUAUUUGUCACUGUGUACGUUACACCCCUUGACUAUAUUGGCAAGUUUGUGUGUCAUUGUCAGAGGCUACAUAACUGCGAAAGUGCAGAUUGUAGCUAAGUGGUUGGGGUAAUGCAUUUUAAACUGAAAUGAUAUACGGUACAUCAGGAGCCAAAUGGUUGCGCUUAGUUAGGGAGCACUCACAGUCAGAGAGAGGAGGUGAAGCCAGGACAUUUGAAGUAGUCCCACUGUAUGUGCAUUUAAUUGAACAUGUACCUGUUUGGUCUUGAAAAUGAGGUAAGUGCUGUCUGUUCAGGAAUAAAGACUGUUUGUUUUGCAUAUUUAUGUUUAUUGUACUUACUACUCCUUUUUUAAUUAUUGUAUCUGUCCUCGUAUAACCCCGUUGUUGAUUUUCAGUCUGUAACAACUAUCUUUCCCUGCCCCCUACGCACUCUUAUAUCUCUCACCAGUUAUCCCAAUCUCACUUUCUGGCUCUAUAUCUCUCUUUCUUGCUAACCAUUUACUUUUGAACAUUCUCUGCCACCCCUUUAAAGUUCUUCCGUGUAGUCUUUUCGGUUUUCGUUUGUUCUUUUAUGCCCCCAGGAUUGUUUUCCAUUUUAUUUCUGAUCCCAUUCACACUCUCACUCUCUGUUCAGAUUAUUUCGCCAUUCUUUCUGUAUUUUUUAUGCCGUUACUAUCUGUGCUUCAUUCUUCCACCAAGUAUUUUCACCAUCCUUAUCGCACAUUUUCUCAGUUUUCUUCUUCCCUUCUUUGUUUUCAUUUAUCUCAUAUCCAUUUUCUUCUUUCAGUUUACCUGCCAGUUCUUAUUAAAAGUUCUGGAAAUGAUUAUGCCAUGCCUUAUAGAAUUACCUUCACAUCAUUUUUGUUUUCUUUCUCUUGUCAUUGCUCGAGAUUAUACAUUUUUCUCCAUUCAUUAUGCCUUCAUUGCUCUUUUCUCUCUCUACCAGCUACUUCUCUUCUCCCCCUCUCUAGAGGUUUUACUAAUACAUUCCUAACUUCCCAGAACAGCUGCUUGCAUGAUGGAUAUAUUAACCCUUUUCUGGAUUUGUCAUCUGGACAGUAAUAUGCAUUGGUUCCUGUGUCAUCUCCCUCCAGGGGUCGGCGGAGUCCUAUACUAGUCGUCCGUCUGAUUCUGAUGUUUCCCUGGAAGAGGAUAGGGAGGCUCUGAGGAAGGAAGCAGAACGUCAUGCUCUUGCACAGCUUGAAAAAGCAAAGGUAGGAAUGCUUUGUGGGGCACUGUUGGAGGAGGAAUUGUUGAAAUGCGUUGGUAGUAGAAAAAUUUACGAAAGUGAAAACAGGAAUUUAAAGUUUUAAUUUUAAAUUUAGAAGAAGACCCAAACUGGAAUAAGUGAGAAUAUUUCUAGUUCAGAUGUUUUGACCUUAAAUUUGAAAUUCACAUUGAAUUCCCAAGAAUUCUCACUUUAUAAAUAAUCCUGUGUGAUUUUCAGUACAUUGCAUUGGUGGUUGAAUGCAGGUUUUGCAUUCUAUUCUAUGUUGGUUUAGAAUACAGCGCUACAGAACUUGUUGGCGCUUUAUAAAUAAUAAUAAUAAUAAUUAAACUGUUAAAUUAAGAUUAUUCCCUUGGGUGGGAUUGUUCAAAGGGUCAAAUGUAAGAACAAUUAAGAGGAAUAGAUCUAAUUGUAGAGCAUUUAAGAGAAUUGUUUCAUUGGUUGCCACGGUGAUUGUUUUACACUUAGCCCUCAGCCCGUAUUAACUGAUUAUUUCAUAUUACCCAAUGUCUCCCUUGUAUUUCUUUUGGUAUAAUAUCGGGAAAUACAUAUGUGCAUGGAUACUGAAUACUUACUGCUGUGAAUCUAUGUGAGUGUCUUAUAUCUCUAAGAUGGCAUAACUGAACAUUUUCUGCCAUCGAAACAGACGAAGCCUGUGGCCUUUGCAGUCCGAACGAAUGUGGGUUACAACCCGUCCCCAGCAGAUGAUGCUCCAGUGCAGGGGAUGUCUAUUAACUUUGAUCCCAAAGACUUCCUUCACAUCAAGGAGGUAAACAUUUAAGCAUGCUAUGUGAUAGUGAGGGAACACAGGAUAUCCCCACCUCACUAAGGAGGUAAGAUGAAAGCCUGAUUAUACUACUCCUUGAGGAGGGUUUCAUUCUGGGGAAAGUUUUUUAUUUUUUUAAAUUUUACUGUGUAUAUGUCUGAUUUCAGAAGACGGUUCUUUUAAGCCAAGCCCUUAUUGCUAUGUGAUACCCUCUGUUCUUAUUAAAAACACCAUACCAUUUUGCCUUAUUCAACCUUACAAUUCCAUAAUUGACUUUCGCUAUCUGUCAUGGUUUCCUAGAAAUAUAACAAUGAUUGGUGGAUUGGCAGAGCUGUGCGAGAGGGUUGUGAAGUUGGGUUUAUUCCCAGUCCUGUCAAGUUAGAACAUAUGAGAAUGCUCCAGGAGCAGAAGAUGAGACAGAGCCGACUCACUUCCAGGUGACUGCAUCAUUCCAGCUUACUCUGUCUACUCUUCUUCUCUUUCCUUCUUUUUAUCCGCCUUUCUUUCCGCAUCCACACAUUUCUAUGUUUUUUUUGGGGGGGAGGGUUGGUAUAUCGCUCCCUGUUUACCUAUCUCUAUCCUUUCUUUCUUGACUAAUUUAUUUUUUCUCUUUUGCAGUAAAUCUAUUGGGAAUUCAAACAGUUUAGGCGAUGUGGUCAGUGGGACUCGUAGGCCUACUCCACCAGCCACAGGUAAGAUCAUUUCUGUAUAACCUCUUCAUACCACGUUUACGCCACCUGGCAACCACAAAGUGACACACCAUUGCAGACUUCCACUACGCAUAAUAAUUUAUAUUUAGAUAACACAGACGAAGAGUGAAAGGGCAUCAAUAGAUUCAUAGUAUGUGUAUAGGCGGUUAAGAGUAAAGUCAACAACAGUAGGACAAUACGCUUAUCUAGAGAAGGGAUGAAGGAGACAUGGAUAAUUCUAGCCUAGAACGGACUAGUGACCCAUAUCUAUGCUGUUAAUCUGCACAUAAUUUCCUCUUGUCCACCACACAGCCUGAUCUCCUUCCUAUCACAUUUUGCCAAUUCAUCUUUUCUUUUCUUUUUUCCUCCUUCUUUUUUUCUUGGUGUUUUUUUUUUCCACCCUGUAUAUUCUUCCUUCUUACCCUUUUCCCAAUACAUCUAUUUACCUGCCUAUAUGUACCUCGAACUGUUUUUUUCUAAACACUUUCCAUGUUUUCCUCUUUACCGCUGUUUUACUUCUAUGUUAAACCCGCCAAUUUCUUUUACCCAUCACUUUAUUAUACAUUUCAUUGUCUUUUUUAUCUCUCAUCACAUUUUACCUUUUUUUUCUUUGCUUAUCUACUUGCAUAUUUAACCACCUCAAUCUCCAUUAACCCCCUUUACUCCUUUUACUUUUGUAUCUUCUGUUUUCUAUUCGUCAUUCUCUAAAUUCCAUUUUUCCAAACUUCUUCUCUCUCUUUUUCUCCUUGCCAAAAUGUCAUCACUUGUCCCUUCCUGUUUUUCUAUGUAAUGUGCAUCCAACCUUCCCGUCUUCUUCCUACACCUUCCCUCCCACAUCUCCAGGUCGUCCGGAUUCCCCUUUAGUUUAUGAUAUAGAUCACGUUGAUUUAGAAUUUGAGGAAAAUGAAGCUCAGGGUGUUCAGCGAACACCUCUCAGCAGCACUGGGAGCGUAACUACUCCCCCAUCUACUACCAAACGUGGCCCUUUCUUUAAGAAGGUAAUCUCUCUCCCCUGGUGUAUAACUAACACUGCUCACCCCGCAAUGUGUGCUGCUUGCUCUAUACUGAUAUAAACUGGCUCCAAAAUAAUUGUUUUUCGGAAAGUGAAACCAGGUUGAACAAUAUGCAUGUUUUGAUUAUACAUUUGUUUUUUGCAUUGAAAAUACAAUGGGGUGUUUUAAAAAUGCUGUGUUUGUAUUAGUGACUGUAUCAUGUGUGUAUUUAUACCUUAGUAUAGAUCCGUACAUUUAUACAGUUGUACAUAGAUGGAUAAUUAAGUGUGUGCUAUGUGCAAUAAAACAGGAAUGACAUCUUAAAAAUAGUCUUGGCGUAAUUCUCUUGAUAUAUUAGUAUUUCCUUGAGUACUACUCUGUGGGCUAAAAUUUCAGUGGGAGUUUAAAUCAUCAAGCGGUUUAUCAGAUGUAUCAUAUAAUACUGAUCAAUUGUGACUAAGUGGAGAAAACAUUUUUUAUUUCUUAAUUCACCUCCAAGUUUUAAAAAAAAAGUGCAAACCAAGUUAGUAAUGCACAUAAACUCAGAAAAAAUAAACAGAUACUGGGAGUCUUAUAUUAUUAAUAUUGCCAUUUAUAUAGCGCCAACAGAUUCCAUAGCACUUUACAAUAUUAUAAGAGAACAAUUACAAGAAAACUUCCAGGAACAAUAGGUUGAAGGGGACCCUGCUCAAACGAGCUCACAGUCUAUAGCAGGUGAGGUAUAAAACACAAUAGGACAGGAAAUAGCAAUCAAAUAAGGUGGGAGUGAAGCAGAGCUGGAGGAGAGAGCAGAGUGCUCCCUUUUAGCAGAAAGCAAGGGACAGGUAUGUGAGAAAGAGGUUACUUUGGGAGGACAUAAGCUUUCCUAAAGAGAUGGAUUCAAAGGCACUUCUUAAACGAUUGAAGACUAGGGGAGAGUCUAAUGGCUGUAGGUAGGCCAUUCCAUAGGAAGGGCGCCACCCGCGAGAAGUCCUGCAAGCGUGAGUUGGCCAUCCGGGUGCGAGUAGCAGACAGGAGAAGGUCAUGGGCAGAGUGGAGAGACCGAGAAGGGGCAUACCUAUGGAUCUGUGAAGAGACAUAAGAGGGGCUAGAAUUUUUCAAUGCUUUAUAGGUAUGGGUUAGUACUUUGGAUUGACUCCUAUAGGAUACAGGAAGCCAAUGUAAGGACUGACAGAGGGGUGAGGUGUGAGAGGACCGACGAGAGGAAAAUCAGUCUGGCGGCAGCAUUCAUUACAGACUGUAGCGGGGCAAUACGGCUUUUGGGAAGACCAAUUAGAAGAGGGUUACAAUAAUCCAUGUGGGAAUUACUAGAGCACGGACAAGCUCCUUAGUAGCAUCUUGCGUAAGAAAGAGGUGGAUGUGGGCUAUGUUUUUAAGAUGGAAUCUACAGGAUUUGGUAACCUACUGGAUGUGAGGCCAGAAUCAAGUAAUAUAGUAAUACAGGAUGAGAAAAAGACUCAAGUGUUUUAAUUUCACUCAUUAACAUAGAUGGACCUUUUUUGGUUCUGUAUUUUUUACAGUUGUCUCUGGAGGUGAGAAUUUAUGCUACUUUGGAAGAUUAAAGGAACACUAUAGGGUCAGGAACACAAACAUGUAUUCCUGACCCUAUAGUGUUAAAAACAGAAUCUGCCCUCCCUAUAUAUAGUAAAAUAUUACUUGUAUUUAAGUCUGCUGCUGUUGGCUCUGCCCCUGAUCUUCCUGCUUGGCUGACAUCAGAAGUGAUUCUCUGAGCCAUUCACAAUUCUUUCACAUAAGAUUUGCUGAGACUGUCAAGGAGGCAGAUCCAGGGCAGAGCCAGCACAAGUCAAACACAUCCCUGGCCAAUCAGCAUAUCCUAAUAGAGAUGCAUUCAUUUAGUGCAUCUCUAUGAGGAAAAAUCAGUGUCUCCCUGCAGAGGGUGGAGUGCAAUACUGCCCCAGGAAGCACCUCUAGUAGCCAUCUGAGGAGUGGCCAGUGGAGGUAUCCCUAGGUUGUAAUAUAAACACUGCAUUAUCUCUGAAAAGACAGUGUUUACUGCAAAAAGCCUGAAGAGGAUGAUUAUACUCACCAGAACAAAUACAAUAAGCUGUAGUUGUUCUGGUGACUAUAGUGUCCCUUUAAGAAACUUUGUAAUGUUAGGAAUACAAAUAUGUAUUCCUAACACUAGAGUGCCCUAGUCACCAAUUAGGGACAAGGCCAGUGCUGCCAGAGUUCAAAAGAUUAUCUACUUACCCAGACAGGAACCAAUAUAAAAAAAUAAAUGUGUCUAGUUAUAUUACUGUACGAACAGAAGCACUUUAGGUGGCAGUAAAAUAUAUAUAUAUGUGUAAGUAUGUUUAUGUGGUAGAAUUAAAGGGACACUCUAGGCACCAGAACCACUGCAGCUUAAAGGGUUACUCCAAGUAUUAUGACCACUUCAGUGAUUUGAAAUGAUCAUGGUUUUUGAAGUCUCUAUGUGCAGCAUUUCACUAUGAAACACAGCACAUACCCUCUGCUGCCAAAGGUGUAACUCCAUCUCUGGCUGUGUCAUAAAGGUGUCAUUAGUCAGCCCGGACUAGAGUUUUGUUGCACAGAAUAACAGUCUAAGAACACUCAGCUGACACUCUCCGCUUGUAAAUGGCAACUGCCCCAGCUUCUGUCUUCUGAAGGUGUGCAGAAGCCCGAAGUUCGUCACUGGACCCCUAGGGAGUAUUGGAACCCGGUGGGGACCCAGGUAAGGGGGCAAACUGUUACUAAAUAGUUUUCCCCAUUACAGAGGAUCUGGACCUGGGUAUUCCUGGCAUCAUAACCACUACAGCAAGCAGCAAGGUGUAGUGGAUAUGAUACUUGGAGUAAUCCCUUAAGGGACCACUAUAGUGCCAGGAAAACAUACUCGUUUUCCUGGCACUAUAGUGCCCUGAGGGUGCCCCCACCCUCAGGGUCGCACUCCUGCCGGGCUGAAGGGGGAGGAAGGUGGUUAAACACCUACCUUUCUCCAGCGCCGGGCUCCCUCGGUGCUGGAGACUCUCCUCCUCCUUUCCCAGUCAUCGGCUGAAUGCGCAUGCGCGCGCAUUCAGCUAGUCUCAUAGGAAAGCAUUCUCAAUGCUUUCCUAUGGACGCUGGCGUCUUCUCACUGUGAAAAUCACAGUGAGAAGCGCGGAAGCGCCUCUAGCGGCUGUCAAUGAGACAGCCACUAGAGGCUGGAUUAACCCUAAAGUAAACAUAGCAGUUUCUCUGAAACUGCUAUGUUUACAGCAGAAAGGGUUAAUCCUAGGUGGACCUGGCACCCAGACCACUUCAUUAAGCUGAAGUGGUCUGGGUGCCUAUAGUGGUCCUUUAAUAUAGUGGUUCUAUGGGAAAGAGACUGUUUCUUUUUGCUUAGGAACGUAAAUGCUGCCUUUUUGAGAACAUCCUCUAGGGGGGGCUUCCUGGAUGUCCAAAGAUAUUAGCUUCCAUAGGCUCUGUAUGGAAGCGCUGAACGCUCCCAAUCGAGAUACAUUGAGUCAAUUGUGGCAAUGGCCAAAGCCUUCUAAUGCUUUCUUAAGGGGCGAGACCUGCGCACCAGCAAAUAAGGUAGUUUUAAAAGCUUAUUUAAAAAUCUGGUGCGUGGAAGGUAGGGGUGUGGAUAUCUAAAUUGUCCCUAUAUCAUUCUAACUUUGGGAAUACAUGUUAGUAUUCCUAACUUUAGAGUGUUCCUUUAUGUGUUAAAGGAGUAAUCUAUGCACCAUAACAACUUUAUGCAAAUGAAAUUGUUAUGGUGCUAGAAGGACCCCGGAUUCACUGUUACCUUAAGGGGUUAAACCGUCCUCGAACAGUUUAACCCCAAAGUUGCUUCCAGCGCCAAUCUCAACUCCCCCAGGCUGUAUCCGGCUUCUGAUAUUUUAGUUUCAGGAAGCGCAGUGUGCCGCCUUGCAGGUGCGCCGCUAGUCAGCUAAGACCAGUCGGCAGACGCUUCCAGCCAAUCAGUGACAAAACUAGCCUGCUAUGGUGCCUAAUCUGUCCCUCUAAGGCAGGCUUCCCCAAACUCCCCUGCCCUACAGAUGUUGCUGAACUACACCUCCCAUGAUUCUAUGAAUUAAAUAGAUAGGCUGAGAAUCAUGGGAGUUGUAGUUCAGCAACAUCUGGAGGGCCGGAGUUUGGGAAGCCUCCUCUAAGGUGUGUGUGGGUCUUGUUUCUCCCUGUGUUUUGGACUGAUGUGUAUGCUUAGAAUUGUACUAUGUUUAUGCUAGGAGAGAUGACCCGUAAUAAUCUCUAGCAAAUGUAUUACAAAAUAAUUGUCCCUGAUUCUCCGAUAACCCUAACCUCUAUCACAGAGAUGUCACAAGAGAAAACAUAUACUUCCACUUCCUUAUCCAAGUGCUUGCACGUCAUAUGACCACUGAGGCACGUUAGACAAGUCUGCAUCUCCUUCCCAGCUUUGGCAUCUAGAGCCUUAUUGACUAAACAGUGAAUGGAGCUGCCAGUUAGCUGAUAGUAUGUGGAGUGAUUAAUGGAACUACGUAUCCUGUACACUCAGCUCUCAUUAAAGGGACACUAUAGGCACGCAGACCACUUCAGCUCAUUGAAGUGGUCUGAGUGCAGUGUCCCUAUUGCACUUUGUGAGAAACUGCAAUGUUUACAACUAAAUCUGCCUCUCCCAGACAGCCAUUGGAGGUGCUUCCUGCAUCCAAACGGACCUUUGGUCCGGUAACUAACGUUGGACGUCCUCACUCUCUGCAUGAGGACAUCCAGCGUCAGAUUUUUUCCCUAUAGGAAAGCAUUGCUUUUUAAUUCCAGUGUGUGCAGGACAUUUGCUUUCAAUGAGCAUUAGCACCCACUUGUCGCGGGACGUCGGAGGAGGAGCCGCUACCCAGCGCCAAGGGAUAUCAGCACUGGGAGGAAGGUAAGUAGAUAAAUGAUUUUUAACUAUUUGUUCACCUGGGCAUGGGGGAGGCAGAGGGAGCUAUAGUGCUAGGAAUACGGCUUUGUAUUUCUUUAAAAAUGAAAUGUUACAAAAUACAGAUUAAGGAACUUAAAAUCUCCCGUCUCAAAACAAAAUCUUGGCCCUGUUAAAUCACAGACAUAUUAGUUUACUAUAAGGAUACACUAUAUUGAUGUGUUUUACUACAUGUGUUUUUGUCUUUUGUAAUUACCAAAGCACUACCUGAUAGCCAAUAUACAAUCAUGGUUUCAUAGUCAUGACUUACAAUAACAAAUUACUCAUUUUCUGUGUAUAGUUUACAGCACUGAAUUUUUUAGUUUGUACGUAAAUAGGAGCAUGUUUUUGAGUGACUAUGUGUCUUUGACAACAAAAAUAACAAGCAUGGCUUGUUUUUCUUUUUUUAUUCUGUUUUCACUGUCAUUUCUUUUUCUUAUUCCAUCCACAUAUACAUAUCUUUUACUGGUUUCCCAACGCGUUUUUCCUUUAACCCAUCACCACUCUUUCACCACUCCUAUUCUGUGCUUCUCUUUAUCUGUCCUUCACUUUUCUCGUUUUUCGCCCUCCCUUACUGCAUAUUUACUAUCAUGUCCAAUGCCUUUUCCAUCACAAACUUUCUCCAUCCCCAAAAUAUCACACACUCUCCUUCUCCAUUUCUUUCACUGCUAUAGCCAAACAGAGGCAGAAGUCAGUAAGUAAAUAUCCAUGAAUGUACCGUGAUGUGUUUGGUAUUCUUUGUGCCCUCUAUAUAAUGCAUGUUGUGGUGUUAUGUGUGUACACGCUGAUGUUGUGUUAGUAGCAUUAAAUAUAUAUUACAUUUUACAAUAUUAUUUGAACAUGUUAGACUACGGAUUCGGUGCUAAUGGGGGAUACCCAGAUUGUUUAUGACGCAAAAGUAAUGAAUAAUACAUUAACACAUCUUUUGUCUUGCAGACAGAGCACAUCCCCCCAUACGAUGUGGUUCCUUCCAUGAGGCCAAUCAUUUUAGUUGGACCUUCAUUAAAGGGAUAUGAGGUGAAAUCUCAGGGGAUUAAUAUACCAGCCUUCUAUAGAGUAUUGCUAUUUUUUUUUUGUCUGUAACUGUUUUAGUUCCAAUUUGUAUGUCUCUUCAGCAUCACUUACCAUUAAGCUCUAUUGGUUUUUCAUUUUCUGCACUUUUUUGAUUGGUGAUUUUCCUUUAGUCUUCAUGUUCUUCUACUUCUGUUUUUCUAGAGUUCCUUUCUAGAAUAUUUUUAUCUCAUCUGUUAUCAGUUCUGUUUCCUCUUCCUUUUACAAAAGUACUGUGGAAUAAGUUGGCGCUGUAUAUAAAUACCAAUAAUAGUAAUAAUACUGUAUCUUACAUUUAUUUUUAUAUAAUGCCUUCCACGUUGUGUUACAUCAAUUCUCUCCAUUUCCUACAGCAUUCUAAUUGCUCUUUCUACCAUGUCAGAACUCUACUCUACCCCCAUUGAGAACCAUAUCCUAAUGCAUUUGUUUCCUAAUACCCACAUUUUUACAUUUGUGCCCGUCCUUUGCUUGCAGGUCACAGAUAUGAUGCAAAAAGCUUUGUUUGACUUUCUAAAGCACCGGUUUGAUGGAAGGUAUGAAAUUCUACUAAUUGCAUAUGAUCAUUUUAUAGGCAUCCUGUGGGUCAGUUAACAAUAAUCACUAUGUGUAGCUGGAUAUCAAAGCAUCGACAAAAUAAGUAAUCGAUAUAGGGGCCUGUCCUUUAACUAUUGUGUUGUAGUGAUUUAAAAACAUAGUGGAAACAUUUAAGUCAAAAUAAUAAAGUUAGUUUAAAAAAUCAGUUUGCGAAGUUGGAAAAUUCCUCAAGUGUCUUUGUUGCCCUUUAUUUUGUUAGUCAGCUGUUAACUAACCUCUUACUGUUUAAUGCAUCAGGUAGCAAAGUACACACCAUUUAAAGUGGCACUGUCACCGUCUGGGGACUUUGCCGAAUUUGCAAAGUCCUCCAAAGGUGACAUCACCACUGGAGGUCCGGUGGCCUGGGUAGGGGGGAAGGUAAAGGUGAGAUUUACUUACCUGAAGUUUCCAGUGGAUCCUCUUCAAAGCCAACGUCACUGCUGUACAGCAUUGAGGUCUAUGGAGGAUCCCACCAUCACUGCUGACGGUUGUCGGGAUUGACACUUACAAACGGCCCUAAGUCUCAGAAAGUCAGGCGAAGGAGAAAUACAGAGAUAAAGUAGUCCCUACUUUGUCUCUUUAUGUCUCUUUACACAGUGAAGAUGAACAUUUCAUAAAUAUUAUAUCUUUAUGAAAUACUAAUUUCUCUGGGGGGGGGGGGUGACAAUGCUGCUUUAAAGCUACUACCACAACCAUAAUAGUUGUUUAUUGGCAUAUAGAGUGGUUUCAUUUUUAAUCCAGUAGAUGUAAAGAAAGUUAAAAUGGUGUGGUUUAACGGUUUUAAAAUGGUUCACCUGUUUCCUGUGUACCAAAAAAAAAAUCUAAACCGCGUAACAGCCAUGGUUUGCUUAUGAUAGAGCUCAGUUGAGGUUGUUUUUUCAGCUGUUCGCUGUCAGACUUGUACAGUCUUCAAGUGUUACUUACAGUGAACCCAGCAUCUAAAUGAAAUGCCUUGGGGACAUGUAGUAUUGUGUAAAAAAAAUCAGGCCUGGGUAUUAAUGAAUGCAAGUUCAAUGUCAGGCAUAUAGCUGAUGCCAGUUUUAAACCAUUAAUAGGGACAAAUGUCCUGAUGUAACAUUAUUUGAAGUGCAGCAGGAGAGAGGGUCAGUAAGGAAGAGUUAUAACCUGUAUUUGUAGGAGAGGCUGUAAAAUUUGCUCAAACCUUGUUGAAUUUUCUUCAUGUUAGAAUUCUGCAGGUGAAAAGAGGGGGGUUAUAUGCCCUACUUAAACUCACUGAGUCAGCUUCUUUUCGUACUAAAUAGCUGAUUGUGUAGGAGGGUUAAUAGACCUACUAUAACAAGCAGGGCACAGCUGUGCAUGUUUGUGGUAAAUUCCAGCCUGUGUAAGAAGGGCUGGAGGUUCUGUUUAAUCCCACAAAUGUGCAGUUUAAUUCAAGUCACAUAGUUUGAGAAGUCACUCCAUCCAAGUCAUAUUUUAUUAUUAUUAAUAUUAUUGUUAUUAAUAUAGCGCCAACUAAUUCUUCAGCCCUUUACAACAUUAUGACAACAUUAUGAUGGGGGGGGGGGGUAAUUAAAAUAAAUGAGACAAUUACACAGUGACACAGGAACAAUAGGUAGAUGAUGGCCCUGCUCAUACGAGCUUACAUUCUAGGUCACAAUCCGUUAGGUUAGGUCUCUAAUCGUUCACUAGUUUGUAGAUCACACCUAGGUUCCUAAUUACCGUGGUUAAGCCAUAGUUCAUCCCAGAAUACAAAUGUAAACCAGAACCACAAACUAUAUUCUUAUUCUUUAUAAUAUUAUUCUAUAUAAUGUUUAGCCUAGGGGUCAAAGCGGGACAUUUGUUAAUUAUGGACGUAAGUCUUUAGAUAAGUUUUUAAAUAAUAAUAACCAUAGUAUUCGUUGAGCUGCUAUAAAUCUGUUGAAUCUCUGAUAAUCAAUGAUUAUUUUUUGAUUACCAAUAGCAUACUAACCUAAAUGUUUGGAUGUUGAUGUAUCCUACUUGCUGACUCGGUUGAGUAAUGGGGUAGAAGUCUGGUGCUUUAUGGUCUCAGGAUUUUGAUUUCAUAGAAAUAUACACUGCUAUGUAGGUUUUCUAGAAGAGCUCGAAAGAAUAUAGACAUAGGAAAAAUCAGAUCCUGCAAGGGACAAUUUUUAAAGGAAUAUUCCAGCGAAACAUUUUAUAUAUAUAUUUGUGGUUGGGGCAAUAUUGCCGUAAUAGUUAGAUAACACAUAAUUAGCAAUAAACGUCUUACUCAGUAGCACCGGUCAGUUGUGGUGUGCCGGAACCGAUGAUGUAGUAGGCCUGUAAUAAAGAGAGCAAAAACAAGUGUACCAUACAAAUAUAUUCGUUCAACAAUGCCUCAAAAUUACUUGGAGAAGUAACGAUAUGCCUGACAAAUCCCUAACCGGUUCCAGUAUAGAUAAUGUAUAAGAGGAUGAUUGCCAGUGUCCCAUGCCCGCGGUUGCCGAGUCCGGCCGUAAUUCGUGGAGUAGUCCUGGCUUUAAGGGAUGCCGGACAACUGUGUAUACUCUGCGAGAUGGAGCACCAGACCUUGCAGAGGUGUUGGGUAGAGACUGUCCCCCAGUGACUUGGGAACUCAAGGCAUACGAUUUAUGCAAAGCCACCAUUGGUAUAAUCCUUAUAACAUACUGGCAGGCUAGCUAUUGCCAAGUGGUGAAGAAUUUAACUAAUUAGGGUGACAGGUGAGGUCCUGCUUGUUGUCAAGCGGCAUGAGAGGCUCUAUGUGUUGACCCGCGGGGAGGUAGAGGCCACCAAGACGCGGGUGGCAGGGUGAUGGCCUCUCGGAGACUACUAAAAAUAAGAUAGAAUGGGAGUGACAGGUGAGGCCCUACCUAUGCAACAAUGCGAGGCGAAUAACUAUGCGGUGGGCCUAUGGCGUUGUCCUCCGAGUAUGAGGGGUAUCUCCGAGCAUGAGGAUGGGACCACUAGACUAUGGCAUAGAGGCCAGAAACCUAUCAUAGUGGGCACCUAGAUCCCUAACAACCCGUACUAUCUGCUAAUAGUGGACCUCAGCGUGGGCCGGAUCGUGCACCCGUGGUAGAAUAAGUGAAAAUGACCUACCCCCCUGGUGGACACGAGACAAGAAAGGCAAACACUGCAAAGAAGGAUGAGCUUCUCGGCAGAACCACGGUUGGACAAAGCGUGCCCCUAAGAGAAGCGGCCCGAGCCUGAACCAUAGAGGAGGGAAACCGAGGAGGGUAUAGGAUUAUGGCCAAAAAAAGGAAACGACCAGCGGACAAGAACCAGCAGGCGACAACGGAGAAUGAGCAGAGACCAGGCAACCAGAGCAUGAAACACGCUAGCGACCAUCACGAAUGCGCAACCAAGAGACCCAAAAACGCACAAAAUUUAAACAGGGCACGGGGUAAACCAGACGAGCGUUAAUAGGCGAAACGCAAAGCAGUUUGGCUGUCGUGUUCGCCUAUUAACGCUUGUCCAAAAAAAAAAAACAGACCCACCCGACAGCACAGCAACCCACCCAGCCUGGAAACCUAGGUAAGAGUAACUCGCCCGGCCAACCACAACCAACUACAUGCCCAGCCUUAAAUAUAUAGUGUAGAUUGAAUUGGCCGUAUUAGUCCAGUAGACAAGAUGCCAAAAUACCAGAGUAUUGCAGUAUGUAAUGAUACCUUUUUUAUUGGACUAACAUAAUAUUUCAAAGACAAGCUUUCAAGAGUUUUCCUCUCUUCCUCAGGUCUAAAGCAGUACUGAUCAAUUUGAUAGAGUUUAACACUUAAAACAACUGAUGUUAGAGAAGUGGAGGUGGGGGGGGAAGGGAGAGGGUCUCAUAAAUAGCAGAAGAUGUGCCUGAAAGUGAAAGGUGGAAAUUGUCUGUCAAUAGCCAGAAAAAGUAAAUAAACAGAGCAUAAGCUAGUUAAAAAGAAAGAAAACAGCAUAGCAGAGCAUGCAAAUAUAUAGCUGCAUAUAUGUAUGUAUCUAAAUUGAUCAAAUAAAGGUGAAGCGAAAAUAUUAGCCAGUCGUCCUCUGUGCCCUGUAAAUCAAGAGGGAAAUUUAAUAUAUUAGCAUUUUGAGUGCAAAACUUGGACAUCCCGCAUGAUAUUUAUUGUUACAAAAAAAAAGCUCACUAAGUUGGAUUCCUACAAUUCCUGUUAAAAAGAGGCACAAGGAAAUCUGUGCACCUGAAGAUUUUCAAAGGGAUAUUUAUGUGUGUCUGUUUUUACUUAAACCUAAUUAGUAUAUUGUAAAGCAGUACAUAAUCUGUUGGCACUAUAUAAGUGGCAAUAAUAAUACAUCCUAAGCAUUGUGCAUCUUAGGCAUCAUAGAUCAGGCCAAAACAAAGGGGGUUUCCUGUCUGCAAUAAGUGUAUGCAGGGAGGAGAAGCAAAAGGGCAAAAGAUAUGGUGAGGCCAAGCAUUUUACAACUGGUUAGAUUGUAUAUGUUUCAGCAUUGCAAAAACACUACCAAUAGCAUACAUUAUCAUCAGAUUUGUCAUCAAAGCAUGUCCAGAUCAUUCUCUUUUGACAAUAUGUAGUUUGUUCUGAGCCAAGCUAUUGACCUAUGGUUUUGUGUGGUUCCUGUCAUCUACAGAAUCUCCAUCACUCGUGUUACUGCUGACAUCUCUCUAGCCAAACGCUCUGUUUUGAACAAUCCGAGUAAACACAAUAUCAUGGAACGAUCCAACACCCGCUCCAGUCUUGGUGAGAUUGCAACAGACAGGUUGGGUUUAUUGAUAAUGGUGACAGCACAGAUUAUUUGGGGUGUGCAAUAAUUUAACCUCGAUUUGUCUUGAUUUACUAUAUUAUGGAUGCACUUUUAAAAUUAUUUUUACAAAAUAUAAAAAUACCAAAAAAUACACUGAUUAGCCACAACAUUAAAAGCACUGACCGGUGAAGUGAAUAACAUUGAUUAUAUCGGUACAAUGGUGUCUAUCCAGGGGUGGGCUAUAUUAGUCAGCAAGUAAUCAGUCAGUUCUUGAAUUUCAUGUGUUGGAAGCAGGAAAAAUUGGCAAGUGAAAAGAUCUGUGUGACUUUGAUAAGGGCCAAAUAGUUAAGGCUAAAUGACUUGGUCAGAGCAUCUCCAAAACGGCAAGGAAGGACAAAAAGUAAACCAGCGUCAGAGUCAUGGGCACCCAAGGCUCAUUGAUGCACGUGGGGAGCAAAGGCUAUCCCGUCUGGUCCAAUCACCCAGAAGAGCUAAUGUAGCUCAAAGUGUUGAAAAACGUAAUGCUGGCCAUGAUAGAAAGGUGUUUAGAACACACAGUGCAAUACAAUAGCCGCAAACCAGUCAGAAUGCCGAAAGCGCCUUCAAUGGGGACGUGAGUGUCAGAACUGGACCAUGGAUCAGUGGAAGAAGGUUGCCUGGUCUGAUGAGUCACAUUUUCAUUUCGAUCAAGUGGAUUGCUUUUGGUGCGUGUGCAUUGCUUACCUGGAUAGAGAGAGCAGCAGGAUGCAUUAUGGGAAGAAAGCAGGUCAGCAGAGCCAGUUUUAUGCUCUGGUCAAUGUUUGGCUGGAGAACCUUGGGUUCAGGCAUUCAUGGGAAUGCUACUUUGAAAUGUACCUCAUAACUUAAAGGAUCUGCUGCUACUGUCUUGGUGCCAACCACAGGGUACAUUCAGAGGUCUUGUUGAGUCGAUGCAUCAGGGCAGUUUUCAAAGCACAAGAAGGACUUACAUGAUAUUAGGCAGGUGAUUUUAAUGUUGUGGCUGAUCAGUGUAUGUCAUACAUAUCAACGAGCGUUCACAAGGCACUUCUACAACUUAUUCAACGCUGUAGGGUUAUAAGAAACUGUAAGGUAAACUCACAACACCAUGUACGCCAGUGAACAGAAUUGUGAUGUAGAAAAAAAGUUAUAACACUACCACACAUCUCUAUGUUUCGUUGAAAAACUUUAUCAAGGCCGAAAUAUGUAGACGUGUGGUAGUGUUGCUGAUCCUUCUUGCUCUACAUCACAGUGGUGUUUACUUGCCUACAUGGUGCUGUGAGUUUACCUUACAUAUUGUUCUAACCCUACGGGGUCAAGUGCCUUGUGGAUGCCCUUCAUUUUUAUUAUUUGCAUAUUGGUGUGACCUUCCUUCUGGACGUCGGAGGUGUUAAUACCAAGAUUGUUAUUUUACAUGCUGCCUGUGUUUUAUUCUUUGUCACUCAUGUUUAAUUUUUCAGAGAAUUCCAUUAUUUAGAUUUAAAGGGACACUAUAGUCACCUGAACAACUUUAGCUUAAUGAAGCAGUUUUGGUGUAUAGAACAUGCCCCUGCAGCCUCACUGCUCAAUCCUCUGCCAUUUAGGAGUUAAAUCCCUUUGUUUAUGAACCCUAGUCACACCUCCCUGCAUGUGACUUGCACAGCCUUCCAUAAACACUUCCUGUAAAGAGAGCCCUAUUUAGGCUUUCUUUAUUGCAAGUUCUGUUUAAUUAAGAUUUUCUUAUCCCCUGCUAUGCUAAUAGCUUGCUAGACCCUUCUAUUUAGAGAUUGAGAUACAAUUAUUUAAGGUAAAUUACAUCUGUUUGAAAGUGAAACCAGUUUUUUUUUUUCAUGCCCGCUCUGUCAAUCAUAGCCGGGGAGGUGUGGCUAGGGCUGCAUAAACAGAAACAAAGUGAUUUAACUCCUAAAUGGCAGUGAAUUGAGCAGUGAAAUUGCAGGGGAAUGAUCUAUACACUAAAACUGCUUUAUUUAGCUAAAGUAAUUUAGGUGACUAUAAUGUUCCUUUAACCUUGCAACUGGCCCCUAGUUCAUUCCAGUGUCUAGUUAAAUUACAACGGGAAGCACUUUGCCCUUCCUAGAAAGAAAAAGAAAUCACAGUCCUACUUACAAGAUUCAAAAUGUCAGGAUGACUUAAUCUCAUGAAUAACUAAAUGUAACAUUGUGAGACUAUAUAAUAUGGAAUACUGUAGAGUGCACACAGAGUGACCAAUGCAUUUAGUUAUGUGAUGGAACAAUUAAUUGGUUUCUUUUGGGAAUGACGAGCAUAUGUACGCCGCUACUGGUCACAGGGCUACGUUCUAGCUAACAUGGCUAUUUCCCAUUUUGAAAAUUAAGGUGAAGGUAGUGUAACCAGAUAUUCCAAAUAUCAAAACAUAUUGGAAUUAGAACAUCCAGCCUGGGUGAAAUAGAGUCUUUCUAAUUUCUUACUCUCUAUCUGUUGUUUUUUGUUUUUUUUUAUAAUACAGCGGAAGUGCAGAGUGAGAUUGAACGUAUAUUUGAGUUGGCCCGGACACUACAACUAGUUGCCCUUGACGCUGACACAAUCAACCAUCCCACUCAACUUGCCAAAACUUCACUUGCACCAAUUAUUGUUUAUAUUAAGAUUACUUCCCCCAAGGUGAGUAUUGCAAGAACAGUGAUAAAAGGUAUAAAAGAGACACAAUGGAGUACAGAUAAAAAACAGACUUUCCUAAUUUGAUAUGGUAAUGGGCAAAUUACAAAGUGUGUAUUGACAAUAUUGUACAUAUGAAAUUGAGUAUAUGUUUUGUAGUUUCCAGUUGUUGUUUUUUACUUUGUUUGGAGUGAAGAUCCUUGAUUCUUUUCUCCUACUCACCAGUCAUGCAACGUUAUACCUUCAACACUUUAUCUUUGUGGUCUUUACACUCUCUCUCUCUCUUUCUCUCCCAUGUAUCAUUCUGUCCUACUUCUUUCCUCCUUCCUUACUUUCAUUGUAUACACAUUAUCUGCCAAGUCACACCUUUGUUUCCUCUCUAGGUAUUACAUAGAUUAAUAAAAUCCAGAGGAAAGUCCCAAGCAAAGCAUCUAAAUGUACAGAUGGUGGCAGCUGACAAACUGGCUCAGUGUCCCCCGGUGAGUGCUUUUGAUGAUAUGAUGAACUCGGUGGAAUAUAUAUUUGUAGAAAAGCUUCAUAUUAUCAAGUUUGCUUUUCAUAAAACCUAAAAAGAAUAAGCUCUAUAUUAAUUUGAUAUUUCUUUUUUCCUAUUUGUGCUCUUCUGGAAUGCCUUGCUAGAACUAUAAUGAGAUGGAAUGAAAAAGAUAAAUGAUGAAAUUCUGUAUAGAGGCCAAUUUGCUUGUUAAUACUAGUCAUGUUAUUGGGGUGUAUCCACAAAGGUCCAACUAUUUUUUUUUUUUGAGGUCGGUUCAAGAUAGAUGCUUAAAGCCAGUGUAUAUUCUAUUUAUUCAGAAAGAGCUGAGAAUCCUUCAAAGAGUCAUCAUCCAUCCAUCCAAAGUCAGUUUAUACCGUAAAGAAGCAACCCUUGAUGCUUGCCUCUUUAUGGCUGUAAAGAAUUGUAUAGCGGAACCCCUUUUUGGCUGUCCCUUUCCUUUUAUUGAUUGUUGGCCCUGCAGAGAUUUUCCUGUGCCUGGAGUACACAAAACUCUAAGUACCUAGGUAUGGACAGACUUUGUUCGGUAUGGAAAUACCAGCUUACAUGUGAACGACUAAAAUUCACUAUACGAGCAAAGUACCGAAUGAACCGGACCACCCUGAUUUGAAUUAUGGAUAUAAUUUACCUCCUUGAUUGCUUUCUUAUUCCCUUGUACGCACGAACCCGCCACCAUUUCGGCAGCCGAACACGUGGCGGCCGCCAUUUUAAAUCCACGAACAGCGGUGUUUGGUCGUCGAGUGUCUGGAACUGAAAAAGGACACUCGACUAGCCGAACACCGCUAAAACCUCCAGGGCCCGGCGUUCAGUAGGAUGAAUCCCACGAACUAGGUGAUUCAUCCGGUUACCGAAUGCACUAUGGAUGUUAUAGCAAUUCGGGACUUUUGGGGCACGAAUGGAGACCGACCGCAGGGCCAGAUUUCAUGGAACUAUUUUCGGCUACUUUGCCCAUGCGGUCGGUCAAAACUUUACCUUCCCUUAACUCCCGAACCCCUGGUCAGAUCUGGGUGAUUUUUGGAUAUGUUUCUCACCCAGAUCAGGGCUACCAAGGGGUACCCUAUUUAAGGGCAUAUUCCACCUAUUUGAGUUACAUCUGAAAAGUGGGGAAAAAUGGGAUUGGAUAAUGUACUAAUUGUGGUGAAUCCCUCCCUUGCAUGGGAGAAUCUCAUAAAAGCAGGAAUGUUGCCAUUAAAAGUUAGUUCAACUCCUGAUACUGUGUGUCAUCCAGUGAUUGGGGAAAGUGAUGGGAUAUUAUUGGAGUGUAUUGCUGAUUGUGCUGGAUAGUCUCUUGGAUGUAUUACUUGUUCCUGCAUUCUCUUAAAGUACUUGGUGGAGUUUAGCUGUGGGAAAUCAGCUCUCCGCUACAAAUUGCUCCUUAAAAUUGUCAGUUGUCAAGUAAUGAAUUCAAAGAUUGCUGUAUAAUAAAAAAAAUCAUCCGUGGUAACAGUAUGAUGCCAGCACGCAAACACCUGAAGAAAAUGGUUGGAGGAACCAUGGAGCACUGACUAAAGCUUCAUCAUCCCCCACACUUUUUCCAUCAUUAUGCAGCGCAAAAAAAUGAGAGAGGUGGUCCACAGAUCAUUUACUAACCUGGAAGUUGAUACAUGCUCCUGCCUAGCAGAGUGCCCUGUUUCCAGAAGGAUAUGAGUUACUAAAACUGAAAGAGAACGUCUUCUCUUUUCCCCAUGUAAUUUUGUGAGAAACAAAUAAUACAACAAAAAAAACAGGAGUGGGUAUUAUGUAUUUUUUUUUAUUUACAAUUUUAAAUGAUGCGUUAUGAUGCCAUGUACUCUGAGAAGUUGAAUAUUUAAGCUUAUCUUCUCUCUUCUGCAGGAAAUGUUUGACAUCAUCCUAGAUGAGAACCAGUUGGAGGAUGCCUGCGAACACCUGGCAGAAUAUCUAGAAGCUUACUGGAAGGCCACCCAUCCUCCUAGCAUCAACCCACCCAAUCCACUGCUCAACCGUACCCUGGCCACAGCUGCCCUGGCCUCCAGCCCUGCACCCGUCUCCAACCUCCAGGUGCAAGUGCUCACCUCACUCAAACAAAAUCUAGGCUUAUGGGGGGGUCGUGGGGAGACUGGAGCACCCACCAGAGUGGAUGAGGAUACAGUGUAACAUGGCUUUAGGAAGCUGCAGGGUACCACACUGCAACAUUUUCCUAUCUUUUACACGUUCUGCUUACCUGCCCUAAUUAAUGAAGCCAUUAAUACUCUGGCAACAGUAAUACUAAUAAAAUGAUGUUCUGUGCAUUACGUUAGUAAUGAAGGGAUUGCUGGAGUGGUACUCUGCAGAUCCCUUGCAUUCAGUGAACCAUCAAAGUGGCAUACACAUCUUUCCAUUUACACUGUCACAGUGUUUGGUGGUGAGCUUCCUUGUCAUAUUUCCACCCCAUCUUCUUUUCACCUCCCCCACCCAAUCAGAUUAAAUUGGACAUCUUUCAAAGUCUUCUUUCCAGCUGUCUGUCACUUCUGUGUUCCCCCUUUAUCCGUGGCAUUGCCAGCUGCAACUAGGGUAAUUGGUUGGCAGGUAAUAAAUUGGGGGAAGACACACUUCAUAAACUUAGUAACCUCUCUCUGAAUGAGAGUGUGCUGUGCCCCAAAAAUAUAACUUAUAUUUUCAUUUUUUUUGUGAUAAUUUUUUUUUUUUUUUUUUACAUUUGUUUUACUUUUGUGUUUGUAACUAGUAAAAGUAUAAUAAUUUACUCUUGCUUUUAACUAAAGAGAUAUGGUCGAAUUUAGCCAAAAUCUGCAGAAAUAAAGAUUGCCAAAAUACAUCUGCUAGGGAUAAGGACACCCUGACCCAAACACAUGGUUGAUUUGCAACAUUUGUGUUCUAAAGUCUUAUUUCCACUUAAAGGGGCAGUUCAUUACAGUGGUUAUGGUUCUAUAAGUGAUACCGCUUUUGGUUUUUAGUUGUUUUUUUUUUAAUAUCAUUUGUAAGUGGUUUACAAAAAUGGGCUUCUCUAGUGCAGCCCCUUUCCAGUUGCACUGAUAAUGAAGAAACUACACUUCCACUUUUUCAGUGUCAUUCUGUUCUGCACGGCAGUAUUAGGCUGAGUGUGCUGGAAGAGGAUUAGCCCAGUGCUCUUACCCUAUCAUAGCCUUAAAGAAACAUAACUACCGUAAUUCGUUGGGUGUAGUGCAUAGAGUGCCCCUUUAAUUUGGGACAAUUACAAUUUGAUUUUUUUUUUCUAAACGGAAUCUAAUAUUUAUAGGGUUUAUAUAAAUUUCCUACAUAAAGCCCUUAUAUGGGGACAUAUAUUUAUAUUUUAAUUAAACUGACAAAUUAUGUGUAAAGUUUUAGUUUAUAUACUGUGACUAUUCAUAAAGAUUUCAGCAAUUAUAUAUUUGACUUUUCUUUUUCUGCCAGAUUUCUAUGGUUUCAUUAGGAUAGAAUGGACUGCCUUAUAAAAGAGCUUUAUAUUUAAGGCUGUGUUGCUGCAUAGAUGCAUUUUACCUCUCACAGGGCCAGUCACUAAAGCUUAAAAAAAAACUGUGGAGAUCUGACAGGAGAAUUGUAAAUU
Pelobates cultripes (western spadefoot toad) is the source of this 58769-nucleotide messenger RNA. The record is from the annotation of a GenBank genome assembly. Lineage: Eukaryota; Metazoa; Chordata; Amphibia; Anura; Pelobatidae.